This is a messenger RNA of Xyrichtys novacula (pearly razorfish), 45674 nucleotides long. NCBI's taxonomy places the organism in Eukaryota, Metazoa, Chordata, Actinopteri, Labriformes, Labridae. The record is from the annotation of a GenBank genome assembly.
GUUCCUCUUGAAUUAACCCGUUUCAUUGUGUACUUCUCCGGUAUGUUCUCUGCUUGAAAAAAAGCCCCACGGACAAUUAGAGAGCGCAUGACUCCUUGUGGCAAGCCCAAAGAGCAAAAGCGCGUACUUGCUGGCUUUAGCAGGAGCGCGCAGUACGAGGCGUGACAACGGAAGCGCGUUCACGUGUUUGCCACCGGCUCCUGCGCUGCGAGAAAGAGAGAGAGAGAAAGAGAGAGAGAGAGAGAGAGCAUCAUCAAAACACUGGCAUACAGCUAGUUUCUUUUGCCCUCACGCCGACAGAGGACGGCCAGGAAUUCAGAGGCUAGAUUUAGUAACAACAACAACAACAUUAGCUACUGAGACCAGAGGAGGCUGCGCGCAAAGCAGUCAAGGAGAGACGAGCAUCCAUCCUUGCAUCAUCAGCAGCGGCAGUAGUAGCAGGAGCAGAUUCGGGGAUUUUCCGUGUCGGUUGCCCGGUGUUCCACACACCCUGUGCCUUUGAAACAGCUGCUGCGGAGGAGGAGGAGGGAAGCACCAGAGAGGAAGGGGGAUCAUGGAGGGGAUGCAGGCAUACGGAGCAGGGAAAGCCGGAGGAGCCUUCGACCCCGUCACUUUCUUUCAGCAGCCUCAGACCAUUCUCCGCAUAGUGUCUUGGGUGAGUGACUUUUGGAGAUAAAAAAAAAAAUAAAAAAGAAUAAAAAGAAAGAAAAAACAAGUUUGUUUGCUUUGAAUAGAGCUAUACUUAACAAAACCCCUUAAGUUUGGCAUACAUCACACCCACAAAUGUUCAAUAUGAGUGUGAAUUAACCUUGUUAGUGGCUGUUUAUGUAGAAAGGGCCUAGGCAGGCAUCACAGUAGUUAAGUGGCUGUAUGCAGACAACAAAUCCUUCUUUAUCACUUUAUUUUACUUCCUUUGUCUUAUAUAAAUGGGUGCUAAUACCUUGGAUGUUCCCAUUGUGUUUAAAGCACUAAAUAUGGAGUUUUCAUUAGGCUGAUGUAGGCCCAGAAUUAGUUCUAAUCACCACUAAUAACAUUAACUGCCCUCUUUUCUAAUAAUACAUUAGUCAGCAACUCAUAUUUUCUAAUAAGCACAGAACAACACACAGGCACACUCCAAGGAUUUAUUCACAAAUAAUCUCAUAAUUACUGCCCACCCUUUCUUCCCUCAUGAGAGGGAGCAUUAUUGGAAAGGGAUAGCAACAGUGAGGGCUGUUUUUAACAAGUGUAGCAAACAUAAGGUGACAAGAUAGGUCCUCCAAUUCUCUAAAAGGUAUAUUAAAAUAGUGGAGUUUUGUGUAAAGUUUGCAGAUUUAAAAUAGCAGCAUGAUAGCUCUUAAAUCCAACAAAAACAGAUACAACAAUACACUAAAAUGUACUCAACUGCCUCUUCUUCUAGUUUUAACAGUACAUGUAUAUUUUUUGUUCCGGAAACCACAGAUUUUUUCCCACUUUCCAGGAUGAAUAAGUACUUUGUGAUAACUUACACUCGCUAACAUUAUUGUCCCUCAAAGGUUCUGUGAGGACCUUUUUUGAUGGACUAAAAUUCACAUUGCUGCAUUUUAAUGAUAUAAAAGCAAGCAAGAUCAUCAGAGACAGAAAUAGAUUUUUUUGAUAACCCUAACCCUCAUCUGGAGAGAGGCCUGUAGGUGUCAGUCAAGUAGUUAAAGAAACAGCCCUGGUUUUAUGUGUUCCACAUAAAAAUAAAAAAAAAUUCAGACUAAAUUAUAUUUUUGACUUUUUACGACUCAUUGUGUCAUCAAUUGUGAUUAUUUUAUGUGGAAUUUGUAAAAGAAGGUUAUUUCUUUAGCCCCUGAGCUGACACCUAACCCCUGCACGGCUUCGAGGCAUUAAAACUACUGAAUAAAAGUUACCAAUCUUACCGCUGAUGGUCUGGUUUGCUUUUGGAUACCAUGAAAAGGCAUCCAUAUGAGUUUAAGUCCAUUUUAUAAAUGUCAAAAAACUCCUCAUAGGAGCUUUAAACUGACUUAGAAUGUGCUAGAAGUUUUGUUUCCUUCAAAUAUUGUCUGAAAAACACUUUUAUUAUUAUUUUCUUAGUGACAAUAGCACAGGUUUUGUUACCAACUAAACCCCCAUACUUUUGUUGUUGCUUCUCUGUAAGAACCAUGCACACUUGCUUUAGCUCGAGGAGAAAAAUGAAGUAUGUGUUUACCUUUAUGAUGCUGCAUCCCUGCUCAACACAAUACCUAGCAUGCUGGUUUACCCUUCAGGGUGCCCUUACUUUCCAGCAGAAAGUCAUACAGAUGAGACUGUGUUUUAUUUAUAGGUCUGCAUCUGAGUGACUCAAAAUAACUCUGGGAGUGUUUUCAGGCACACUGAGAAAAUAAAGACACUAUGGAAACAAUACUUUCCAGCAAGUAGGCAAGAGCUGAUCUGUAAUCUAUGCUUUCUUAUGAAGUUAUACAUUUUUUUUUUUCUGGGAGACUGUGGUCUUAUAGACACUUGGCUAGGAUCUGAAAAAACUCUUUUACUGAGAAAAAUGAUUCACAGCUUACAAUCAAAUAUUCUCACCCUGUGUUCAAAUUUUCUGCCCCUUGUGACCGAGAGCAAAUGAAACAUAACUGUGACUUUCAUAUCUAAACUGUAUGAAUUAAGUGUGGAAAUAGGUCAAGAGCGUGUUAACCCUUUAGUCUACAUGUGAAGGCAGUCAUGUGUGAGGAGUGAACCCUGAUAGACUUUUUGAUUCAUGUCGUCAGGUCCAGUUUUCAGAGUGAUGGUUGUAGAUACAAACACACAUGUUAGAAAGAGUCAUUUGGUUCAUUUUGUUUUAUUUGGCAUUUCCCAGUACAGGCCACAGACACUUGGAGCUCUGUAGAUAUCCUGUGUCACAUUAAGCGUAAAAGAUCUGCAAUGAUUCUAGCAUGAAGGCAAAACAUCGUGUUGAAGUUAGUUAGCAGAGCAGGACUGUUAGAAAGAAAAAAAUUCAUAACCAUGUUUAAACAAGUGUGAAAUUACUGGAAUAAAAAAAGUCUUAUAUCAAUAUAAUGGCAUGUCCCUGUACACGGAGGCUGCCAUCUUGUUUCUACAGUAGCACAGACUGAACAAUCUAGAUAUGCUUUUUUGUACUUGGGGGCCAUUUGAAAUGCAGUGGUUUGGGGACAAAAAUAGAAGAUUAAAAAAGAUAGGUGUUUAUGAUGGUAAAAACUUUUCAAAUAGAUAUCGCACUUAGCAUACAACCACUGCGUUCCACUGAAUCAGGGGUAGACUGGUUUGCAGACUUGGCUGAUUACCAGGACCAAUAUUUGGCAUUUGGCUGAUAACUGUAUCAGUGUUUUAUUUUACUGAUUGCUGAAAAAGUUUGCAGCACUGGGUCCACUGUUGGUGUAUCUUUCCCUCUGGGUCUGUUUUCACUCAUCACUGCUCCUGCAUGUAAUGCUGAAAGUUUCAGUUUUGAUAGGAUUUUCUUAAAGGCAUUUAAACUAAGCUUUGUGAUGGAGUUUGUGAUACUCCAAACUCUACAUUUUGACAGACAGAUUGUAAUUUUUACUGUAAAUAUGCUUCAGCUCUAAGUAUCAAUUAUCUGCCUCACAUGCUACUAACUUUGUAGCGGGCCUGAAAGACAGAUAUCAGUCAGUCACUACAUUAUGUAUUUCUAUUGAUAUACGUUGUGCCUUUAAAACAAUAGUUCAGUCAUGGUGAAGGGUUUUAUGUAUUUUACUUUCAUGGUGUUUGGUUCCUUUAUUGGAGAAGAGAGGACAGUGGAUAAAGGAGAAACAAGAGAAAGAGAGAGCAAGGUGAUGUGUGCCACAAUCAGGAGUCAAACCUGUCACAGUCUCCAUCUGGCAAAACCUCUAUUUAUGCAACUAGCAUUACUCAUUGUGAGCGUAAACAAUGUUCAAAAGUCUUUUGAAGAGUUUUGUGAUAUACUUUCAAAAUAAACAGCACAGUAUAACUCUCUCUUAAGAAAUAGAUAAGACGAUCUUUAUUUAUCCCUGAAAGGGAAAUUUGAUUGUUUGAGUUGUAAUGUCUCAAGUGUUAUGUCAUCUUUCAUUUACUAAGAUUACUUAGGAGCCUAGAAUGUGUAAUAUUUCCACAGUUUGCUGCCAUUUUCCUUAAUUCCAACUUGUUUCGUGACCUCAAGUGUAUUAUUAUUGCAUAGAAAAUCAAUCUUACUGUAGCUGUUACUUUUAAUGUUCCUGCAAAUAGGUAGGCUACAAAGAAUGUGGAUUUUUUAGCAAGUAGUAUAAGAGCUCUUUACAACUUCAUACUUUAUUUUCCCCCAAGUUCAUGGAAAGACUCCAAACUCAGGAAAGUUUGGGUUUAUAAUUUCACUUUAUUUAUAUGUUUUGAAAACAAAGUAGCCAAUUCCACAUAAAGCAACAUAUGAAAGCUGAUUUAUUUUAUUUGUUUUUUUAAAAAAUGAGAAAAUGUUGAAGAGGGUUGCAAAUCCAUUUUGUGAGGAUGAAUGUGCUUUGUUGAUUUCCUGUUUCAUUCAAGAAAUUACAGGUAGAAUAAAUGGCCAAUUACCUUAUCUAAAAUUUAAAGCAAGUUCAUAAGAAUUAGAUGCAAUAGAAUGUGUUGUUACCUAGAACAGGUGUGGUUUGUUUUCUUCACAAAAGGCCUAAACAAUCAUUAUAAGUGCUGUUUUUAAAGAAAUUUUAGUAUAUUGAUUGUUAAAUUUAAUAAUUAUUUCAAUAUCUCAUAAUAUUGUCAUGGUCAACAAACUACACCUGAUUUCUAUUUAACAUUACUCAACUUAAACACCACUGCACACAAACAACAAACCUGCGCACUUACAGGUAUGAAGUGACUCUACAGGUCCCUGUGAGAAGCCCCACCUCUCUCACUGUCACCAGAGCAACAAUGUGUCUCCAUAGUAACAGCCACAGCCUGAGUUGUGAUGUUUGGUGUGAUGGUGCUAAAACUCAGUCUGCUGUGGAUUGUGGUGGAGUAAACACUCUCAGCACUCUCAACAUUUGGUGAUGGGGAAGUCAAAUACAGGCCUGUGUGUGCGUGCGUGCGUGUGUGUGUGUGUGUGAGAGAUGGGGAGGAUACAGGUGGGAAUGGAUGGCUUAGCCCAGUCAUAUUUGGAAAGAGAGGGCAGUUUGUGGAUCCUCUUUUUCCUUGUUUCUGGCCUCUUGGGUUUCAUGUGACAAUAGUGAGUCUGUGUGUGUGGUUCAGCCUCAGGAAGCUGGUCCAGUAUGUGUCUGAUGAUACCUGAUGGAUGGAGGAGAUGAAUUUAGUCACAGAUGGAGGGAGAGCACUUUGUGUUUGAUGAUUCUCCAAAUCAAAAAGUUAUCUUUCUACCUUGGGUUCUACUUUUGAUCUACUUUGGAAAGACCCUCCCCCCUGAGGGUCAUUAACCUGAAAGGGUCGUUGACGACCCCUGUCAUGUGACCACAUGACUCAUGCCACCUGAGUCAUGUGGUCCCAGGUGUGAAUGUUUGUGGAGCUUCCUGGGGAGAGAGCUGAGGACUGCAUUGUAUGUGCAUUGAAUGAAAGGGAGGAGAGACGCAAGAGCACUGUAAUCCCUUACGUUGCAGGCCUGUCGGAAAAACUCAAGAGGAUCUUUGGCAAACACCAUAUUCCUGUUCAUUUCAAGCCUGGCAACACACUGAGGCAGAAGCUAGUCCAUCACAGGGACAAAACACCGAGACAUAAACAGAGUGAUGUGGUGUAUGCUGUCCAGUGCAGCGAGGAAUGCUCUGACCUGUACAAUGGGGAAACUAAACAACCGCUUCACAAGCGCAUGGCUCAACACAGGAGAGCCACUUCCUCAGGUCAGGACUCAGCUGUCCACCUUCACUUAAAGGACACGGGUCACUCUUUCGAGGACAGCAAUGUACAGGUGUUGGCUAGAGAAGACAGAUGGUUUGAAAGAGGAGUUAAAGAAGCCAUCUUUACCAGACUGGAGAAACCUUCUUUGAACAGAGGGGGUGGACUCAGGCACAACCUCUCCGGCACGUACAAUGCAGUUCUCAGCUCUCUCCCCAGGAAGCUCCACAAACAUUCACACCUGGGACCACAUGACCCAGGUGGCAUGAGUCAUGUGGUCACAUGACAGGGGUCGUCAAUGACCCUUUCAGGUUAACGACCCUCACGGGGAAUACCCAGAGAUGGUUUUCUAUGACCCAUUCUUUUCAACUCCUUCCAGUCGUUGUCUGUCCCCUUCUCCAGUAAGAUAAAUAUCUGCUCCUCACACUAGCAAUAAUUAGAACUGAAGUACAGAUUAUUUCUUUCUCUGCUUUUAGGCAAUUCUUAAAUUCUUGCUGCUCUUCAAGGACUUGGGUUCAUUGUGAGGGCAGCUUAUAACAUCUUAAAAAUCAUUUCUUUGCGGCUAAAUUUGGUGUUGGAGUUUCCUUUGUGCUUUAUUCCACAGAUGAAUCAUUGUGACUUUCAGAAGUCAACGUCUGCCACAAGCUGAAUUUACAGACACUCAACUUUAAACUUCAGCUGGGAGAAGUGGGACAUGUGAUAUGUGACUUUCUUUGAACAUUAUAGUUCAAGCAAAAAUUUUUGCAAAAUGAAUGCUAUGAAGAUCAAAAAGGAGUAGCAUUGAAAUAAUGUUGUAUGGGGAUAAUGGCAGUCAAAUGCCUCCAUUAUCAAGACAUAAUUCACAAUUGUAAUAUUAGCUUUUACCUUUAUCUGCACAUUCCUUAAAUUGUGCCUUUUUUUAUCAUUUCCAGUCACCUAAACUUAUCCCUUAUUCAGCUAAUGAACUGUUCUCGGGUUCUCUCUCACUGACACACUCCUGCUUAACUGUAAAACCCAAAUAUAGAAUAACGCAAAAUAAAAAAAAGAAUAAAAAAAAUUCAACCAUUCAGAUGUUGUUGUGGGAGGCCUUUGGGGGUUAAAAUGGAGUGUUUUCAAAAAUGUAAUGUUUUAGUAAGUUUUUACGGAAAUGUUGUAAUAUUGCAAUUUGGGUUAGCAUUUCAGAUUUAGCAGUGCCUAUUAAGAGUCUGUAAUUGCUGAGUAACUAUUUGAUAUUAGCUUCACAAACACACACUUCUGCAGUGAGGUACACAUUCUGGCAGCUCCAUGUAAAACAGGAAGACACUCACACACAAACACUCACAGUUUGUUAGUGCCUACAUGUCAGAAUGCAGCCACAGCUUGAAAGCUAUUUUAAUAUGCUUGUGGCAUAGUUGAGUUUUACUAAGGCCUUUAUGUGUCUGCAGAGCUUAUGUUGCAGAAAUUCUCUGUAUGUUAUGUGUCUGCAGCUUAGAGGACAUUUAUAUUUUUACAUUGAUUUGUAAUCCAAUAUCGGCAGUUACAGCCAGCAGCUAGGAAUGUUAAUGUAUACUGGUAUUUGUCCAGAUAGUGUCACAAAGACCUUGACAUGGUAGAUUGUAUUAUGGUGGACCUAAGUUAAGGAUUUCGGUCAAAGUGAGGAUUAUUUUAGCUAGUUACAAAACAGACUAACAUAAAUGUUUAUGCCCUAUUUAUAGUAUAACCUUGGCUCAAAGUAUUCAUAAUAUAAUUGUAAGGAAAUGUGAGCUUGACGUUGAAUAAAUCUUUAGAAAUCCUCCGUGAGUGACGCAUGUUUAUCUGUGAGCAGAGAGGAUGUGAUCAGCAGUAUAAAAUGCAGAUAGGAUCAAUAGUUGAGGUGGUCUUAUACUCACUGGUAGACUCUCAGACAAUGAUGAUUGGUGUGAUGUGAUUAAGUGGCUGAAAGAGGCCGGGAUAUGUGUCCAGGGGAUUAUUACAAUGUAAAGAAUCGCCUUACUUAGGGGGAAAAAAAUCCUUAAUCAGUCAGAAAACGUAGAAGGGAGGAAAACAUGGCUGAUUGUGGUAUCAUGAUUGUACUUUGGUAAGCAUCAACAGGGCUGAUAAAAGGAGAGGUUCUCUGUUGAAGAUACAGUUGACAACAUAAGUUUACAUAGAACAGGUUUCAUAAUGACAUUAUCCUGAUAUCUAUGGAAAACAUAAAAGGGUAAAGGAAAGGAAGUGUUUAACUCUAGCAGAGCUAGUGCCACUAUCCUUCACUUCUUGCAGAUUAAAACCCAUAAGCCUGUGCAGGUUACAUAUUGCUAUUAGGUGGUUGUCAUUCAGUUUAAGUAAACACUGCCUACAUAUAACUUUAUCUCCAUAUUUUAGAUGACAGCCAUGACAAUUGUUACUUUUCUACAAGAUGCCCUCUGCCGACUCGGACUGUACUUUUUGUGCCUAUUUAGACACAAAAUUACUGGAUGUCUGAAACUGUGCCAAGAUAAAAAAAAAUAUUUGGAAUUUCCCUUUGAGAUGGAUAUAACAUCCAGUCAAAAUGCACUUUAUGCAGCUUUUUUUCAGCCCAUGUGAACAAAGCGUACAUCUCAUCUUCUGCUGAUCUCGCGUACUAGUCUAAUAAAAAAGAUCUGCUAACCAGACUGGCUGCAGUCAUACUGGAUUCUGUUGCUCUGCUUUACAUGAUCAAGGAACCAUCUGUUUCCUUAUAAUGAUAAAACCUUGUUUUCUGCGAUCAUGUGAUCGUGUUUUGCUAAUUGCCUCUGUAAUUUGAAGGUAAGGGAUUGUAGUGCAUCAAAAAGAGAGGCAGGCUGAGGAGAGCAGCGUGCACCAGUUGGUAGAACAGAGUGCAGACAUACUGGACUUGGGAUUGUGUCUCUCUGUCUCUCCUCAGUGCUGCAGUGGCUCUCCUUGAAUUGUACUUUAACAAGGUCUCCUCCCUCUAUCACUUUCUCUCUCUCUCUCCUGCUCUCUCAUUACAUGAGCAGCCGCUGCCAUGGUGACAGCAGCAAUCAGGUAUGCCCAGUCCAGGGUAGUAUGCUGCAGCAGCAGACAAUAAGCCACACACAGAGUCAACACACCCUGAUACACAAAUAUCCUUCAGCAGUGAUCCUGUAUUAUUCAGAGGUCCAGCUCGUUCACUGCAGAUUGGGAGUAUGACAAAGUAUUGAUGUGGCCAAAUAAUGCAAGCAUGUUGAACACACCUUGACCCAUACAAUGCCGAAUAUCUAUAUUUAGAUUUUAAAAUAAUUCAGCAUUUCACUACAUAAUGACUCAUGCUCAUGACAUCAAUAUGAGCCAUAGUGCAAUUUGCCUAUUCUGUAAAGCCAAACCUGGGACAGAGUCGGCUCCUUCUUCUACUGUGGUUGCUUUGGAGUGGCAGCAUGUCGGUAGUUGCGUCUAGAGAGGAUUAUUAUGUCCUUGAGUGCCUUGUGUAAGCUUGGAAUACACAAAGCACACAAAUUAAAUGGAACUUUGAAUGAGUUUGAUAUUAGAUUACUAUAGAUUAGCGGUUGGAGUAGGCCAGGGUCAGAGGUGAAGGGAGUUCUGAGAAUUCAGGAUCUGCUUCUCAGAGGACAGUUUUUUCACCACGAGAUUAAUCCGUAUUUUUGCACAAAUCAAGCUGAUUAUUUGGUUGAUAAAGGGCGGCAACUAGAGCAGAAAACAAGGCUAGGCCAUUUGUGCCCCAUCUACACUGAUUACUGUAAAACAAACGCAUGAUUUUUCGCCUAUCUUGCUGUUGUUAUAUAAUGUAUUUGUAUUUGGCAAAGUUUCAUCGUCACUAUCUGAAAGUGAGAGCUCAGUAUAGCAGAGAUGUAUAUCAUCUCUCAUUUAUUGUGAUCGGAAUGUGAGUCGGCCCAGAGACACUUAACAGGAGUUGUUCACUAUGAAGAUGGCGAAUUAUAACUUGGCAUCCAACCAGUGUUGAGUGUCACUACUAAUAUCUGUCUUUUGUAUUUGCUUAACAUAUAUUUUAAAAUCAAAGUGACCUCCUACUUACUCACAACUCACUUACAGGGCUUCAAAACUCUUGCUGUGGUGUGUGACAGACUUAUCAUCAAUUGACAUGUGUCAUCAUCUCCUCAGAUCACACCUCAUUCUGUCCCAGUUUUCCAGCGUCAACACAUGCCAGCAGGUAAUUUGUCAGAUUCACUCCACAGAUCAUCACAUCAGCGCUCCUAUAAGUGUCACAGUGGGCAGGAUGCUAUUUUACUUAAGCUAAUAAAACAGCAGCUGCAUGUUGCACAUAAAACUGUCAUCACAUCAUAUCAGCGGCUCAGCCUCUGCCAGAAAUCUGCUUUUCUAAAUUUGAUCUUAAUAUUUCACAAGCAAAAAGUGCAUACACCAUAAAUCUGAAUUUACAACCACCAAUUCAGCAAAUUGUGAUUUCCUCAAUAAUAAAUCCAAACCAAAGUGAUUAAUUUCCAAAGCAAUGAGAGUUUUUACAUUUGUGUGUCACAGUUGGACCUCAGCAACAUUAGAGCAGGUCAAAAGCUGCAGAGAGCUGCAGCAACAAAAGGUUGAUCAAUGUUCUAUCAUAUUUCAUUGAUACUGGGAUGAUUCGAACCAUGACAUUAAUCAUGUUGGAGGCUAACGUGGUUAACAACAGUGCAAAUAAACACUCAUGGCUAAAUUGGCUCACUGUUGUUGCUCUAAAAACAAAAGGCUGAGUUCAUGGUCGCAUAUAUGGCAAAACAGAAAAAAGACAAGACCAGGGUAGAUGCAUUCAUAAGUAUUACAAGUCAAUAAUUAUUAAUAAUGAACAUAAUUUACUUGCAUAUCAUCAUCCAUUUUAUAAUUAUGUUAAAAUUUAUUAUAUAUCCACAUCAGCAGCUGUGACAUUAAAGGUGGGGUAGGCAGGAUUCCGUUAAAGAAGCAUCUUUUUUGUGGUGUAUAUACAAAAAAGCUUGAAAUAUCAGUCAAUAGCUAUUAGUUAUUGAUGACAUUUGGUAAUAUAACGAUAUCGCUGCGUUUUGUUACGUCUGUGUAGGAAACAUUUUAAAUUUUUUGAUGGAGCAGAGAGGGAGGGGAGAGGAGGAGCUGAGGGGAAAACUGGUUGAGAGGGGUAAAGUUUACAUUCAAGAUUUCUCCCAAAAUCUGACACUUCCUCAGAUCCUGCCUGACCCCACUUUAACUCAUAAAACAAUGACUUUUAUUUUGAUAUUUCUUCUGUUUUGCGUUGAUGUUGCUAUAUUUCCUACAUUGAAAAAACAUGCUUUUAUUUUGAAGUAUAAACUACACCAGGUGGAUCGUAGAUUAUAAAACUGAAGUUAAAAAAUGGUUGAAAAGUGUUCAUGUUUAAUCAUGAGCGUCAGCAUUACAUUUACAUUUUUAUGAUAUGUCACAACCAGUAUAAACAACCUUAGCUACAAACUUAUUUGCUUAUUUUCAGAACAAUAUCAAUAUACAGCCAUUCAAUAAAGACAUUUAUCAUCGCCACCAACAUUUUGAGACAAUUCUGGUCUCACAUUUAGACGGGCAUGUACCUUCUUUUUCCACUAAAAACAUAUUAUCCCCCGUACUGUUUGAAAAAUAAGGAUCAUAUGGAUUAUUGAGGAUUAUUGUGGUUUCACAUGAGCCACCUUCUCAGGUCAAAAAAACAACAAUGAGCAAAGCCACUGAGACUGUGUUUGAUAGACUCACACUGUUAACAAAAGUCUCAUAAAUUCAUAAAUCUGAAGGUUACAGUCACUUCACUCUGCAGACUAGUAUGUCAUUUAUUGGUCCACUGUGAGCACACUAUGUCGAAGGCCACAGUUAGAAAGACCUGAACAAAGUGCAAUGCCAAACUAUGGUGUGUGUGUGUGUGUGUGUGUGUGUGUGUGUGUGUGUGUGUGUGUGUGUGUGUGUGUGUGUGUGUGUGUGUGUGUGUGUGUGUGUGUGUGUGUGUGUGCUGCUGAGUCUAAUACAGGAUUUUGUUCGAGGUACAGUGUGUAAAUACCAGGGUGACCAGAGGCCCGGCUCAAUUGUCUGGCCUUUACAAAGGAUCCGAAAGGCCUUUCAUCCUGCACAACAGGCAGCCAGACUGGACUGCUAUGAUUUUGGCCUACACAGGGACAUCUGAGAUAUCUGUUUGCAGUGUGGGUGUCAGAGCAUUUGAUGUGAGAUAGAUUCUAGCUUUGUUUUAAAGUAAAGCAAUAAGGGGAAAAUGGAGUUCCAGUAAAAGUAAGGUAGAAAGAGUUUGAAAAACUUAAUACACAUAGUUUAGAAAGAAUGUACACACACACACACACAAUUCUGCAAACCUAAUGUGCAAUUUGUAAGUGAACCUCUGAUAGUCACAAGAUCUGAAAGCCACGUGGUGUCCUUCACAGUGCUUGCCUUCAUCAUCACCAGAGGCCUUGUGAUCUGUAGACGGAUCAGAGGAGCCGGGAACUACCCUAUACACACACACACACACACACACACACACACACACACACACACACACACACACACACAGCUUAAGAUGCUGUAUAACAACAGUAUCACAGCUAAAAAGAGUGGGGGAGGGUGUGAAAGACAUAAAUGAAACCAUGUCACAUGUCACAUGUCACAACUUUUACGGCUCCUCGGUGAGAGAAGAGUGGUGCCGAGGUACGGGGGUUAAACUCUCUACAGUUGAACAUAUUCUGUGAGCUCCAUCUCUUAAGACCUAAGGACGUCCUCACACGAGGACGGCCCCAUAUUGUCUUGGCAUCGGCACCAAAACAUGUAUCGCUGUUUACACAUCGUAUUGUACAUAGGCUUAGUGCAUUUACAUGACAACGCAAAAUCCAUGCAAAAUCCUGUAGUACACACGCCCGGCCUAAAGGUUCGGGUUGCCUGUCUGGUUCUGCUCCGAGGUGGAUUCCACGACAACAAGUUGUGCACGCGUAACAUGCUGUGUCUCUGCAUGAGCACUUGUUGCUGUUGUUGCCAUAGCUGGUGUUGCUGUUCUAAAUGUUGGUAUAAAAGUCGUAGCAAUAUUUGUAGUUGCUGGAUCAAGAACAAAAUCACCCCAGCUACCGCCAUUGUUGUUGUUGCUGUAUGUGUGACACCGUGGGUCGGGGGGCAGGGAGGGGGAGGGGUGCUAUGAGGUCACCGUCUUUUCCGGACGUGUCUAUUUAUACCAACUACGGCAUGAAGACGAAUACCCAGAUAUCCACCUGCAGACCCGUUUUCAAAAAAGAUGCGGAGUCAUGGACAAAUACGCAUCUCCGUGUGUCAAUAUCACCAGAUCGAUUGUUUAUUUUUCCGGUGUCUUACAAAUUUGUACUCAUGUAAAGACCACCUAAGACUUAAGACCUAAACUAGUUUUUUCUGCUGUAAUAACUUCUCUUCCCUGGGUUAUUACAAGAUAAAAAAAGGCCAUUAAGGCUUUAUAAACAACCUUUUGUGUAAACAAUACUACAUAGUAUGAAGUAUGAAAAAAGCUAACCGUGGUGAGAUGCAUGGCUGCAUUCAAAAAGUAGUUGGCAGUUUUGAGUCUGUGGGCUCUACUUUCGUGUACGCCGGUGAGGCGACGGAGGGUGGCGGACCCCGCACAGUUGUAUUUUUGUCUGGCGGAGCCUGGCGUACAGCCAGUUUGGUAUUUUCGUGGACUGAGGCGUACGGAGGCGAACCGAGAUCCACCAAGCUGGGCGUGGUGGCGGGGCAGGGGGAGGUGUCGACAGAAUCAGUGGGCGCAGUGACAUUUUCGUGCUUGCCAUUGGCGUGUAAAGUGCGCUGAAAGCUUGCCGAUUCAAACCUGGUCAGCUUUCAGCGCAGGCGGAGUGCAGCUGGUCUAGUGGUAUUUUGGUAGACCGGCAGCGUAUCGACAUACGUCACCGAUGCCUCACCGGCAGGUUUCCACAGUGUCAGGCACAUUUCAGUGCAAUAAAUAAUCAUCAACAACUAAUAAUCUGAGUUAGCACAUACAUUUAGAUCUAUAUAGAUAUAUUCUGAUCUGAUGAGCGCGUUUGGCACGCGUUUGGACAUGCAAGCUGACCGAAUCAACACAGCUGAAACCACAUUAAAUUAAAUUAAAUAUCUAGUAAAUAAACACACAUGAUGAAGUUAACAAGAUAUUCAAUUUGUCUCCCUCCUUUUCUUUCUUCCUCUUCCUCUUAUUUCUCCCGCAGCUCGACCUGGACAUGUCUCCGUGUCCUCUCUCCGUCCUGCUGCAGCUGCGGCUGAACAGAUGAUUUGUUUCAGUGCUCAGAUGAGUUAUCUACUUUAAGCCGACAUACGGAUAUUAUAAUAUUCAGUUUUGUGAGCCAAAUUUAUUUUAUAUGCCAACAUCUAUGAAAGAAAGAGCCAGGCCACGGAGCGCAAUGCGUCAUUUACGCACAGAUGGUUCCGAUUUUAAUGCCAUUUUUGGAGUUAAUGUUGUGAUCUGUGCGCACAACCCACCUUUGUCACGUGAGGUUUGAAUAUAUGCAACUUUAUGUCAGUGAAUCCCUCAAAGCACAUUGGCUGCAAGUGUUACAUGACAAUAAUACACUUAAUGGUUUAUAUUUAAGAGAUUUAUCAAUGUCUUGCCAAGUUUGUGAAAAAAUUAGUGGAGGAGCAAGGAUGCUCACAUUCUGGCUCUUGAAAAGGAAUUUGUCUGGCUGUUGAAUCUAUGUUAACAUUAGUGCAGGAUUACACAUAGAAAGAGCAGUACACCAACAUUUAAACAGCCGGCAGUGUAUUACACAUUGUGUACGUAUGACUGGCUGCCUAUUAAGCCAGCACAGGCUACAGUAUCCUACCAUCCUUUCUUUCACUCUGGUACAGGAGUCGCCUUUUUCACCUUCUUUCUGAGACUAUGGUUAAUGCCAAGCUCAAGUUUCCUCUCAUCAAGGAAUAUGUUUGCCUGCAGCUUUUGUUGAGAAAACUUGCCCACAUGAUGCUGCUAUACAGGGGCAUUGCAUUGCACUGUACUUGAUUGAGGUGGAAAUCACUAGUGGCCCCAUGAUACGAUAUUAUCACUAAACUUGGGCCACAAUUGAAUAUUAUUGCGAUUUUAACAUUUUGCAAUACAGUGAGUAUUGCAAUACAAUAUAUUGCGAUUUAUAUACAAAACCCAAUUCCACUUAAGUUGUAUGUUAUUUAUAUGUAAACCAAGUCUAACUCCACAGGAUCAAAACCAAACAAAAAACCAAGGUGGGUGCCUGGCAGACACUAGCCCUCCAGGAGGGAGAGAGGGAGCCAUUUGAAUUCCCCCAGCUUUUAAAGGGCUCCACACAAGUGGAACCAAUCCCUGAAUGAGAGGGUAGGGGCAGGCACUCCAGGUGCAUCUGGAAGAGAGAAACAGAGGCAGGAAAACAGGAAACACACAGCGCCCCCUAGGCCUGUGCCUGUCACACGGGCACUAUUUUCAUGACUCGCCCAUGGUGUGGCAUAGGCGCGGCAUAAGUCAGGUCCGCCCUGCCAAUGAGGCGUGCCCAAGUGCACUUUGGUAUUUUGGUAAGCGGCGCUCCCCGGCUUAAGUAUCCCCCCUCCCUAACUCAGCUCCUCCCUGUGGUGUAAGUGGGAAAGAGAGAGGGGAGAAGGCAUGGAGUGGGUUUAACGCAGAGUCCUGUUUUCACCAAUCAUAUCAGCUUCUCUCCUCACUUUGAAAUCCGCCACCGGCAAGGCGUAUUACAGUUUUUGUGAAGUAGUCGAAGAGAUCAAGAGAUGGCUGAAUGCCACACGAUGGCGAAGAGGCAGCCUCUCAACAAGUGUCACGGUAAGCACAGCAGGGCGUCCUCCACACUCGGGGGACAAAUUCAAUAUCUUGCUAACUUCAUCAUGUGUGACUAUUUACUGGAUAUUUAAUAUAAAGCUGUUUUAGCUGUGUUAAUUCGGUCAGGUUGAGUGUCUAAACGCGUGCCAAACGCACUCAUCAGAUAAGAUAUAGAUCAGAAUAUAUUGAUAUAGAUCUAAAUGUAUGUGCUGACUAAGAUAGUUGUACUGAAUACUGGUUGUUGUUAAGUAUCUACUGCACUCAAAUGUGCCUGACACUGUGGGGACUGCCUAUGUAGCAUUGGCGACAUGUGCGGACUAUGCUGCUGGUCUACUAAAAUACCACUAGACCAGGUGCACUCCGCCUGCGCUGGAAGCUGACCAGGUUUGAAUUGGCGAGCUUUCUGCACAUUUUCCACACCGCUGGUGGGCACGACAGUGCCACUGUGCCAGCUGAUUCUGUUGACACCUCCCCCUACCGCGCCACCAUGCCCAGCUAGGCGGACCUCUGUGUGCCUCACUCUACGAAAAUACCUAACUGGCUGUGCACCAGGCUCCACCAGAUGAAAACACCACUGCACAGGGUGCGCCUUCUUCCGCCGCGCUGCUGGCGGACACAAAAAUAGAGCCCCAUAUAUCACCAAAAAAAAUAUUGCAAUACUAUGCUGUAUCGAUUUUUUCUCCAACCCCUAGUACAUGAUACCAUACUGUACUUUACUACUUUAUUCAAAAAUGACAUUUAUUAAGUUGUCAUUUUUCUCUAAACCAAUGCAAAUAAUGCAAACAAUAUUAUUUAAUGUUAUUUUUUUAUGUUCAACUAAUUCAACUAAAUAAUUACGGUUUCGUAAUGAUCUGUGUAUCUCUGUCAUCUGUGCCUCAGCUCCAGCCAUCAAGAACUCUGCCGGAGAAAAGCUCAGCAGUUCAAUCUGCUCCUUGCCAUGUGACAGCAAAUAUAAUUGUGACCCAGAAGACAGCGCGCUUUCAGACCAAACCAACUAGGUCAUGCUAAAACCUAUCCUUGUUUCAUGAGGGGAGUUUGUGUGUUUGUGCCACUGUGAAAGGAAAAGUGUGGGACAUAGAGGCACAGAGGAAAAGGAUGAUCCCUGGUGGUGAGUAUAGCUGAGAUUGUCAGGGGAGAGUCAGAAAACCAAACUGUGUUACACUUAAAGGUAGUGGCCCUGCAGGUCCUGUUGUCCUUGUUACCAAACAGACUGUGCUUCUCUGCAUCCGUUACACCAAAAUAAAAGAAAAAGAAAAAAAAACACAAGGGAGACAGAUGGAUAUGUUCUUUAGUCACUGUGUGGACCCAAACCUCAUUAUCAUCAUCAUGCCUGCAUUUUGGGGCUUUUAAAUCUAUGUUAAAAAGCAGUUAGGACAGAGAGGUCAGGAAUUAUAGGUUAUGCACUGUCAGUCAUUUCAUAAUCCAAGUGUAGAAAUUUGACUGUGUGGUAACAUAUUCAACAGCAGCAUCUCUGCAGGUGCUUGAAAGUCACCUAUCGUCACCCUAUUAAAAUAAUGGCCUAAUUCAUUUUUUGACAAAAAUGAGUUUUUGGCUUAAAUUAUCACUAUAAUGCUGGCCACCUCCGGUAAAAUCGCCUUAAGGAUUUAUAUUUAAAUGUGGACCGCUGUAUCGUAUGCAACAACAGUUCAAACUAUCAUGCAGUCACAGGUGGAGUAAGGAGAGCAGGGAGUGGAGCAGGAAGUGUGUGGGGCCUAAAAAGCCAAGGAAUGACAUAAGCAUGACCACAACCAGGCUGUAGCGGUAACAGACGGGAACAAGGGUUAACAAGCAAAUAUAAUCCUUAUUGUUGACAACAUGUAGAGAGACAGAGAUGGACAAAGAUGAAACUGAUGCACAUUGAGCUCAGGGACUCUCAGAAAAGACUGUGUAUCAGUGACUCUGAUGGGGCAGUCUAAACCUAUAGCAACAUAACUAAAGGCUAGUUCAGGCCUGAACCUGCUCUGUCUAUAGGCUGGAGGGAUCUUCAUCUUCAGAUGCAAGUAUGCAAGUGUGCAAAUAAAUACAAACAGACCCGUUUCCCUUUUCAGUUGCUGCAUCUUUGUAUUGUUCUUACUCUAAAAGGAUAGAUCAUAAGGUUUACUGUGUUUUCUCUUGUGCUUUUGUGCUCUUGUGUGAGUAUGAGUGUGUGAGACUUUGUUAUUUUGACCUGAAUACAAGAAGCCAUUCAUGUGAGGCAGUGAAUAAACUGUGCAUUGGAGCUGUAUAUGCUUGUAUGUGUGUUUUUGUGCGUCUUUGUCGUAGCACACUCCUUUAUCUCAAGACUGCUCUUGGGCAGAGUCAGGGCCAGUAACGAGGAGUGAUGGGAGAAGACGAGAGGGAGUGAGCGAGCGAUGAUGCAGCCGGUCUAAAAUUAGCGCCGCCUCCAUACCCCUUCUGCCCCCAAAGCUUCCAAACGCUCUUCCCUGCUGCAAUUUCUCCAUCUCUUCAUCAUCUCUCUCCUUAAUGAAAAAAGGGCUGCAAGUAGAUGGAGGGGCGAUAGAGGUGUUACUACCCUCUUCCACACAUCCUCCAUUUAAUGAAGAGGGGAGUGCAUGAGAGGGGACAGGGGGAGGGCGAGGGAGGUAGAAAGGUUGACCAUGCUUGCUAACGUUGUUCCAGUUUGACACCAAGAUGCAGACUACAAAUGCCAGCUCAUGUUUCCUCACUAAACGCUGUAGAAAGCUAUUAGCACUGCUCUUAGUUUGUCAUUAAUGUGGGAAUUAUUGAUGUUAUUUACUGCGUGGUGGCACAAAAUGACCCUGAAUUAUACUCAAACUUAGGGACCCACUUGUGUUAAGGCUGAUUAAUACAAGAAAUCAAAUCUAUACUUAAUCAGAUACCAAAUUUGUUCAAAGGUUAAACAUGAAACUACUGCUUUCUUUUCUGUAUCAAAUCCCCUUCCUACUUUUAUCACACGGUCCAUCCUGACAGCAGCGCUGACAUGCUGUUUGUUUUUCUGUUGCCUCAGAUGUUGAGUCUUUACCAUCGACAGCAAAAACAUGUUUUCCUGGUCAUUCACAGUGUAAAGACAGACUCUAAAGGGCUGCAGAGAAAAACUGAGCUGUAAUCCCAGUCAUGACUGACAUCCUUGUUUCCAUUCGGCCUGGUUGUCUAUGGCCUUCAUGGUCAGGCAGCUGUCAGUGGAAGAACAGUCUAUUGUGCGUUCUCCCUUUUGUAUCGCUGACAUUAAUUACAUAAACAGACACAACAGCUGGGUAAACUACUGGAGCAGCUCAACAGCUCAAAGUCCAUUUGUACUCUUUCUCUGAGACCCAUUUUUUACAACUUCUCUUUUUGGAUUAUUUGAGGACAUUUCAGCUCUGACAUUUUCCAGAAUUUUCUCUCACACAUUGAACUAAAAGUUGUAAAUUAUUGCUGUCAUUUGCAGUCUAACAACCCAAAAUACUCCAUCUGGUUUAAAGAAUCUGAGUGGAUACUGAAGUGCAUGUAAAACACCUUAGUCCUACUAUAAUCAGAGUUCUCUGAUUGGAGUCGGAGAACUCUGAUUAAGACACCCAGAUAAUGCGGUUGGAAUUCGAUUUUCUCUACCUUGUAACCAGCAUAAUCGGAGUAUGAUCAGACAAUGUAACCGCGGAACAAAAACACCAGCGAAGUGGCACUAUCAUUGAAAGAACUUUCAACUCAGAAGCAACUGCAACAUGGCUCAAGCCCGAAAAAAUGUCCACUUUUGGAAUGAUGAGGAGAGUGCUGUAAUGCUGCCCGUCCAUUUUAAAGUAUAUUGACGGUCGCAAAACGAGGAACGGAGACAUCUUUAAAAAAAGUCCGGAAACAGCGCCGCUGAAAAGACCCAUAUUGCCCCUAGUUUUGGGCAGGAAAACACAUUCAAUAAUUCGAUUUUCUCAGCUGCAUGUAUACGCCGACAAGGAGAGAAGUCUAAUUAAGCUGUUUAUGUAAACGAGUUAUACUGGCAUCUGAGGAAGCAGGAUGUCAAGUGAAGUCAGUUGUGCACUUUUUGCGGGUUUGUUUAAUGUCGUUACCUUUGCAAGUUGGCACCAGAAUUAUCAGCAGGUUAAUUUAAAAAUUGAUGUUUUGAAUACUUAAAGGCCUGAAAUGCUUGGCUUGUGUUGUGACAAAGCUGUAGUGCAGAAAACCUGCCACUAGCCGGGGCUGCAGCCCCAAAAGUUGCUAUAAUGCUCUACUGUCUAAAUUUAAACAAGUACAGAUGGCUGAUGGCAUCUCAAAGCCUCAUUUGGCAGACAUGGACAUUAAAACAAUGGUGGUGCUAGCUCUGCUUGCAUUGGUUACACUUAGCAAAACCAUUCAAAAUCAUCCCUACUCAGAUACAAUAAUUCCACAUUUAGCUUUGUUCUGCUCAAUUUUGGCUUCAGUUCGGAAACCUUUCUAAUCUCUUGAACAGUUGAAUAGUUUACAUUUUAAUUUGUAUUUGAAUUACCAGGAAAUCAGUUGCUUUGGACUCUCUUCCCUCACUAUAUUGGAAACCUUUACUGCAACCCUCUUCUGACUAUUUUGGAAAUCAUCUUUAAGAGGUGGAGGCUGCCUCACUGACUGAAAUGCACCAACCUGGCAAUCAGAUUUGCCAUGCCCCCUAUUGCAGUGCCAUACCAUAGAUAAUUUUAGCCUCAGUGAUAUUUAUUUGGGUGAGUUAUAAAAAUAAUUUUUUUUUUUAUGAAUGAUGAGGAAGAGAUGAGGUGCUGAGACUGAAAGUGUUUUAUUGUGUCAUAAUGGAUGCUUAAAUGAUUCCUGAUGGGCCUCCAGUGGACAGACAAGGAACUGCACUGAUUUGGCACCGGUAUCAGAGGUUGCCGCUUCUAUAGGGCAAUAAUAUUACGCUUAACAGUACUACUGAACAACGCCAUCUCUCUCCCACUUGCAGUGAAUGUUCUUCACUAAUACCUGUGACUCUCACACAUUGGCUCAGCCUCAGCCUGGCCUGGCAAAAAGUCAGGAUACAAAAUUCAAGAUGUCUUUGUUGGGGUUUCUGGACUACAGGAAAAUGUUGGUAAGAUUUCAGGGUUGCAUUGCGUGGGUAAAGUGGGACUACAAACAUUCAAGAUCCAUCACUCACACAGUAAAAUCCACAUUCAGACUGCAGACAAACAUAAACACACUCAGACGCGUGGUCUCAUCCAGACUCAAUGGGAUCCCUAGAGGUUUGCUAGGAGGGUUUGUCAGUUGGAUGGAGUUGUCUGAUCGGCUGCUAUCAAGUGAAGUACAAAGCGAACUGCUUCACUGACUGCACUGCAGGGUGGAACACCAACUAUGUGGCUGCCUGUGUGUGUGUGUGUGUGUGUGUGUGUGUGUGUGUGUGUGUGUGUGUGUGUGUGUGUGUGUGUGUGUGUGCGCGUGCGUGCGUGCGUGCGUGGUCUUAUGUUUGCAGUGUUUCUGUGAUGCUGUAAUGAUUGGAGGACAGCAGAGGAAAGGAGGAGAGAGAGGGGUUCAGAUGGUAUCUUAGUAACCUGCUCAUGUUAUCGGCUCCAUUUCGUGCUUUCACUCAUUGAGGUAAAAGGCGGACAAGGAGGAGAAGAGAAAAUGAGAGAAAGAACAGAGGGAUUGAGGAUGAGAAAGAAGCAUGCGGAGGAGUAAAAAGAGUGAGGGGUCAGACGCUAUCAUAGGAAACUCCCUCUACCCUCAUAUUGACUUCAUUUUGUCAUCACUUUGAGGAUAUUACAUGAGGCCUAAUUUGCUCAUUUGCAACUUUCACCAUCAGUCUGGGGCAACCUAUAGAGUAGCUUUGCAUGACUUGCUGAUUAAAAAACUCCUUAUUUAUCUUACAAUAUAUUAAUAUGUCUGUGAAAUCCUUAUUUCUCCGCCUGAAACAUUUUGGAUGCUUUUUCAAUGAUGUUAAGUUAGACGCAGCUUUGUGGGUGUUACCUUUUACACAGUUUUGUUGUCCCGUCAACAUCAAAGGUUAUGCCUUGACAGAAAAUUGUUAAGUCUAGCCGCUAGUAUUCCCUCAGCUCCCAGUUUAUCCAAAUUAGAGUACAUUUGUCAGUGCUAUAUUACCUGUCAUUAUAAUGUUUCUUCAGGUUCUUUCUUCUGGUUCUGAGCAUAGGUGGGGUUUCUGAGUUUAACAGCUCCAGGUUCUGGUGAAAGUCUAGAUGUGGCUCUGCUCAUUCUGGCCCUUGUUUACAAAAGAGUCAUGAGCGAAAUUAGGAGUGCAGCUGCUGUGGCUCAUGGGCAGAAAACAUAUUAACCACCAACUAUUGUUACUAAAAUAUGUCAAGAAAUGUUGCUGCCCCCUAUGUGUUAUAGAUUGUGGAACUUUGCUGCAGUUUCAUAUGGACAUCAAACUUUGUGAAACUGUACAGAUCAGCAUUAUAGGUCUCCCUUUAGGCUUGAUGGUUUCUAUAAUAAGGCUCAAUAGGAAGUUUUCAGUCAUGUGAUCCUGACUUCGCGCGAGGACCAAAUGGAGUAGCCUGGCUGUGCUAUCCUAUUGCGUGAAUCACUUGACGUUCCUUCCCACAACAGUCUGGACUUCGGCCCAUUGGAAGCCCUGAAAGUGGGCGGGAGUACUUUUCUUGAUAGACAGACUACUGUAACCAAUCACCGUAACCAAGCAUCUGACAUCAUCACAGAUGCUUGGUUACGGUGAUUGGUUACAGUAGUACAUGGACCAAUCAGGGGCUGCCUUUCCCUGUUGUCCGGGUAACAGUGAGAACACGGUCUCUGAUUGGCCCGGUUAUUUUCUGAUCGGGAAUACACGCUCCCAAUGGGCCGAAGUCCAGACUGUGGUGGGAAGGAACGUCAAGUGAUUCACGCAACAGGAUGGCACAGCCAGGCUACAAAUGGAGGGCAGGAAGCGACCGACUGCAAUUUAGAUGCGUGCCGGUACUUAGAUGAAGUUUACCACCUGCUUUGGGCUGCAUUCAAACAACCCGACUCCGAGAAGACUGGACCCCGGCGCAACGGGGGCCGCUACCGGCCCCACACCGUCCACGGGAUUCGGCGCUGGGCUCUUCCCUCUUCGUUUGCCGCUACUGAGGGAAUCCUGGUUAGUUUCUUUUCCUCCGCUUAGUAAUAUGCUUAAAUUCAGCGGGUCGUCUCAUUUGAUCUGAGUUCGUAGUCGGAGGAUGGGGGUCGGGGAGCGGGGAUAGUGGGCCGAAAGGACCCCCUUUUUCCCCAUCCCCAUGCAAAUCUUUGAGAAAGAGCAUAUCAGGAGAGCUACAGUAAAAUAAUUUCUCUUGAGUAGUGAAUAAUGGUGCUCUGUUGCCCUGAGUCUCAACUUCUUGAUGCACUUUGGAGCAGAAGCAAAUCGGGUAAGCUACAAGGAUGAGCUGGCACUUCAUCUACCAUAUUACUGUAUCAAGGAAACUGACCAAGAGUGAAUCAUAAAAUCUGGAUUCUCGCGAGCAAGUAUUGGAGGCUCUUUCUCAAAGAUUUGCAUGUACUGAAAGCCAGAAGACCUAGACGACUGGGGAACCAUCGUUCCUUACUCUGACGCUAUCAAACUCUUUGUAGUUCAUACAUUCUUUCCUAUUUGGAAACAAACUAACAAUAUUGAAAAGCUGCACAAAGCUUGAUCACCAUGCUAAAAGUACUUUUGAAGUAUAAAGGAAACGUUGAAAGGGCUCAGGGAAACCAGCAACAAAAUUUCAGGGUGCAUAGGUAGAAGUUAUUUGUCAACCCUAGGAUCCAGGACAUGCAGGUAUGUCCAAAUGAUUCUCCCAUGAAGCUAAGAUCAUUCAUAUUCUGGAUAUAGAUGCAAAUAGAAAUGAAAUGCGAUGGAAAACUUAGCAAAAAUAAGCUAUUCUAGCCAUUUUUCAUAUAAAUAUGGGAUAACAUACAAAUGAAAACACUCAAAAAAAGCAUUUUGCACUAUGAGGAAGUAAUAUUUUACGCAAGCAGGCAGGUGGGGCUGACUUCAGAUGAGGUCAGGACUGUAUAAUGUGCCCAAUAUGGCGAUUUUCGACCUAAUGUACCACACAUUUUGACUGAUUACUCAAAAAGUUAUGGAAUGCCCAUCCUGAAACUUGCAGGGAUGCUAGUGGACAUAAUAGUCUUUCUUUACAGUGAAUAUGAAAAGGGUAAUGAAAUCCUUUUGGUAAUUUAGUCUUCAUUGACUUUAAGCUCUUCUCCAGUUGGAUAAUUACAGAGUUUAUUUGCCUCUGCAGCCUCUGUGCAAACAAAGUGGGUUAAAGAGAAUAAUAAAAAGGACGCAAAUGCUCUUAAUUUUACAUGCAUCUGUCAUUUAGAUAAAAAUGAGGAAAUACAUGACUCUUACCUGAUUCUUUUUUAAAACUGAUACUACUUCUUUGCAUCCUCAUCCCUAUAACAACAUACUAAGCAUCAACACUGAGCACUGUGAAUGUGUUGUUUCUAUUACUGUGUGUUUAGAAGCUGUCGUUUUGAAUUACAAACAGCACAGGAAGCCAAUUUUUACGAAGUUAAACUUAAUAUUUUGUGAGAAAACCCAGAUGCAUGUGGAGCAAAACUGCUUUAAAAAAAGACACAAUGGAAUAUUCAUAAUACUCCCCCCUGCAGGGUUACCAUGACAUUAUGGGGCUCGGAGUGUCACACCUGAGUGUUUUCCCUCUUCAAAUAUUAUCCAGUCGGUCUAAAAUUACCGCGGCAGGUCAUGUUCAGUCGUGCUGUCAAGGGCUUUUACGAACUGAAGAGCAAAGCAUACUGAUCAAGAGCAGGUUGAGUAAGUGGUUCACAUAUACAACACUUAACAGGUUGUUUAGGCCUCACACAAAGUCCAAGUCAAACACUCACACAGAGAGGUCUUUGGACAGCAUAGAAGUUAAAACAACACAAAUGUUUACUUAGUUAAUGCUCAUGUGAGGAGUUUUUCUACCUUUAUGAAAUAGACUUAAAUUCAUGUUGAUGCUCGUAUAUGACAUCCAAAAUCAAACAAGACCAUCAGCCACAACACUAAUAAUAGUGAUGUCAUCAUUUUUAAUUCUUGCAACUGCUGUGAGGGGGUAGGUGUCAGCCAAGUAGCUGAAGAAACAGCCCUUAAUUUUUCACAUGAAAUAUACACGAUAAAGGACACAUUUGAAUGUCAAAAAGUCAGCAGGAUGAGAUUUUAUUUGGCAAAAGUAUCUAUUUAAGCAUAUUGAGGAUAAGAUGAAAAAAGGCUGCUUUGUCAACAGGGGGUGCCAGAAUGGACAUAAACCAAAAGUUUCCUACAGGAGUUUUAAAACUCCACCAAAGUGAAACAUAAAAUAUGAUUUAAGAAAUGACAUUGCUUGCUAUUCUGAAUAUUUUUAUUUGAUUGGUCAUCUGUACAGUUAAAAUAAAAAAGUUGGUUUGUCUCAUGACUAAAAUCAAUCUCAAAUUCUUUCCAAAGUUUCCACCCUAAAUAAUUUAUUUCAAUUAUUUUCCUGCAAAAAUGUAGAACUUCUGCUGUUAUCUGGUCUCAAUUUUUAGGAGCCUUGUUUCCUCAAAAUUUCUGUUUUAUGUGAAAAUAAUUGAGAAAUUAAGAAAAUAUUCUCCUAUGUGAUCACAAUGUUAAGUUUGCAAGCUCUUGUCUAACUACAUCAAAAUUAUUCCUAAAGAUGCAUAAUAUAUUGUCAGAUCAUAGCAUAUCAUACCAGCUUUACAAAAUCUUCAUUUUCAUGCAACUCUUAGGAUGAUUAGGUGAUAGGCUCCAGAGCUAGAAUAUGGAGUAACUGCAGAGGUGCUGGCUGGCUGCAAAAGCCUGGCAAGUUUACAGCUUUGGUCUAAAUAGCUGAUUAAGAUAUUUUUACAUGCUACAUUUCAUUAAUGCAUUAUGAGAACACUAAGACUGAUAGUUGUGCACAGAUUUGCAGAAUUAAGGUCAUGGCUUUGCAGUGUAACAACUUGCUAGGACAUUUAAAUCCCACUUCAACUUCACCUCUCGGUCUGUUUUCACAUUGAUAAAAAGUUAGGUUGGGUGACACACGCCUCUGUUCUUUUGCAUCACAAUGCUCUGUAGAAACUGAAAGGUGACUUCACUGGGGGUUGCAUGCAUGUUUUAUACAGCCAUUCAGUUCAAUCUGGUUCAAAUUGCAAAGAAGUACUCAGAGGUCAACAGCCAGUUGAUUUGGGGAGUAGUUGUGAUAGAAGUGCAGAUUUACUGAAGUGGUGAUGCUGGGAAAUAAGACAGUAAUGUAUUCUGACAAGUGAAUAGUGAAAGCAUGUUGUUUUGAGGGACAAUGUCCUGAGAAGCCUGGUCAUGUGGUCCACCAUAUCCUGCUGCUGUGUUCCCUGUGGUAUUAAACUAUAAUAGACAAAAUAUUUGUCUUGUUUACACUGUUCAUUCUGAGAUAACCAUGACCUUUCCUCUCUCUCUCUCUCUCUCUCUCUCUCUCUCCCUUCCUCUGCAGCUCUUCUCCAUUGUGAUCUUCGGCUGCAUCGCCAAUGAGGGCUACAUCAACCGCCCCAAUGAAGUGGAAGAAUACUGCAUCUUCAACCGCAACCAGAACGCCUGUAACUAUGGCGUCUUCAUGGGCUCCAUGGCCUUCCUCUGCUGCAUGGCUUUCCUGGCUCUAGACGUCUACUUCCCCCAGAUCAGCAGUGUCAAAGACCGCAAGAAGGCAGUGCUGGCUGAUGUCGGGGUAUCAGGUAAACUUAUGCAGGCUUUAUUUAUUCACAUAUUUUAUUUGUACAAAAUCACACUUGACUUUGUUUAAACAGUUCCAUAUUAAUAUUAAUAUUUACAUUAAUAUCAAUAUUAAUAAUUAUAAUUAUAAUAAUAAUUAUAAUACAUUUUAUUUAUAUAGUGCUUUUCAUUACACUCAGAGUGCCAGUACUAUAUAGAGUAAAAACAAAUUACAAAGACAGAAAACACAUAUUACAGUCGCUUUGGUGCAUUUCUCACAUCACUAUUAACAUUUGCAGAACAGUUAGUUCAUUUCUCAGAACAAUUCGUACAAACUGCAAAACCUAGUGGAUAACCUGCAAAAGCAUGUCACCUGCUCAAAAUGAGUAGUUGAUUCCUCAAACUAGUAUUUGUGGCAAUGAAAUUGUCUGUGUCAUCAAAAUAAUAAGUCAUGACACCAUUUUUUAUGAACAAGACAGUCAAAUUAUGGCUUUGUCAUGUUUUCAGUAUGACAGUUCACUCUCUCUGUGUAUUCCAAUGCAAAAAAGUCAGAUCUUGGUGACACGAUCUGAAAAUGCUCAAGACAGCACCAUACACUACCUGUAUAGCCAUUUGAAAACUACAGUAAAGUUACACAUUACUGUAUUUAGUGAGGUAACUGAGUACAAGACACAUGUGUUUCAUAUAUUUACUGCAUAUGCUCUUUGCAAUUCUACAGCAUUGUGCAAAAAAAAAUAAAUCACAGUCACUUAUUUACAACAAACAUAAGGAAUCCCAUUUUGGUAGAAGUGUGCACAAAUAUAAACAAUACAACAGUAAAUAUUACUGUAAACUGAACAUAAAUUAUUCCUUGACAUUCUCAGUUGUUCUCCCCACAUUUGGUUGCACCUGUCGACCAGCCUCAGCCAUAGUGAGCCCAUGAUUGACAGCAUGGCCCACAAGUGUAACCCUAAUUUCAUCAGGGACUUGCCUAUGUACUUCACCUCUUCUUUCUCUGCCCCGCUUUGUCCCCUUCCCCUUCCUCCCCACAUUCUCACCCCUCCUCCUCGACGCUGACCUUCCCUUUUUGUGUCACAGAAUUGUAGAAAUGGCACACACACUAUGUCCUGCUUGGUUAAUAUAUGCUUGCCAAGUGAGGGUUCAUGGGAUUCAGCUCUGAGUGACUGUGGACAAGUGGCUUGUCAUAGGUUACACCUAACGCUUCGCACACCUCCUCGUGAGUAAAAGCUGAGGUCCACCUGAUAGCAAUUAUUCAAUUUUGGAGAAAUUUUCAGGAAAAAAAAUAUUCAAGGAAUGUAUGAAAUCAGCUUGACAGAUUUUGGCAACUAGUUCAACAAUUUUAUAUGUAAUGACUCAAGCAAUGAAAUGAGGACUAUGGGCUCUGUUUUCGUGCCUUGCCGGCGACGCGGCGCAUGCGCGGUGUAAGUCAGGCCCGCCGCGCCGGCAAGGCGUUCCCAAGCACAAUUUGGUAUUUUGGUGAGUGGCGCAGGCCGGUGUAAGUAUCCCCCCUCCCUAACUCAGCUCCUCCCAGCGGCGUAAGUCGUAGCGAGGGAGGAGAGAGGGGUGCCGCUGCACAGCUGCGCAUUUCGGAUGAGAGGCCGGACUCGCUUGGAGACGCAGCGCGUCUUCAAAGAAAAUAAAUGAAAUCCAAAAACAGCAGACAGUCAGUUUAGGCUGUAUGAGAGCAUGAUCUCUGAACUCACUAAAAAUCUGUAAACCAAACAUUAUAGUAUUUAGAGACGAACUGAUCCGCUCUGCUACAGCAAUCAAAAACAUUAGAAAUAAGAAAGCUGACAAAACUACAGCAGAGGAUCAUUGACACAUUGAGUUUUUUUCUUUUAAGAUUUAGAAAUUAAAGUUGUAAAUUUAGGAGAAUAAAGUCAUAAAGUAAAUAAAGUCAUAAAGCUGCUUUUGUGGAGGGGGAAAUGACUGAAGCUGGUCAUCUGCAGGGUUAUCGGUGGAUGUAUCAGCGGGUCAUUCAGAGAGUUUUUGUGGUUUCUGAAGAAACAAUCCAACUUAUGAUCAACAUUUGUGAUCCAGAGGGAGUUGAGCUUAGACGAGCACCACGUCUCUGACACCAGCGGUAACCUACACCUGCAGAGACACUAAUGCCUUAUUAUGGCAUAUGGAUUCAUAUCAUAAAUUAAAGCCGAUUGUCAUCCACGGAUAUUUACGGCUGCAUAAACGGAUAUAUCCUCAGCAUAUUCAUUUCUGCGCACACAAAAGCAGCGAUUUCCUUUAAGUACACCUGUUUUUUUUUUUCCUCGUGGAAAAGACAUAUUUCUCAUAUAUUCUUUUUUAAGUCCUUAUACUUGUGACAAUGUUAUGCUGAUGUGCCAGAGGAUGAAGUAUCUCCUUGUUUGUGAAACCUAUACUGAAGCACAGUUACUUUAAAUGCUUCAUGGCCCUAAUUUUAAAAAGUCUCCUCUGAAAUAACAGGUAACCUUACGACUUUAUUCUCAUAAAUUAAUGACUUUAUUCUCGUAAAUUCACGACUUAAAUCUCAAAGUCUUUAAAAAAAAAUCUCAAUAUGGCCCUCAUAGUCCUUCAUACAAAACAAUCUUUGGAUGAAUUUUGUGGGAAUGAGCUGUGCUUGUAUAAAGUAUUAAGACUUAAAAAAGAAUAUAUGAGAAAUACGUCUUAACCAAAGGGAAAAAAACAGGUGUACUUCAAGGAAGUCGCUGCUUUUGUGGAGGCAGAAAUGAAUAUGCUGAGGAUAUAUCCGUUUAUGCAGCCAUAAAUAUCUGUGGAUGACAUUGAGCUUUAGUUUAUGAUAUGAAUCCAUAUACCAUAAUAAGGUGUUGUUGUCUCCGCAGGUGUAGGUUACCGUCGGUGUCAGAGACGUGGUGCAAUUCUGGGUGUGAUAAAAGUGUGGAUCAGAGUUUCAGUGGCGGAGAAGGAGGGUGAAGAGCAGAGAGGUUGGUGUCAAAGAUUACUCCAGGGUUACGGAUGCUGGAUGAUGGAGUGAAGGUGGAAUAAUCAAAAUUGAGGCAGAGGCUCUGAAAUUAUUUAGUGAGUGAUUUGGGGCCACUGGUUAUAAUGUUGGAUUUACUAGAGUUCAGUUGAGGAACGUUGGUUUGCAUCCAUGAUUUUAUUUCAGUGAGGCAGGUGGAGAUUGUAGACCAGGUGGUUGGAAUUGUAGAUCUGGAUGUUGUCAGCAUGGCAGUUAAAGUUGAGUCUAUGUUUCUGAAUAAUAUUGCCAAGGGGGAGCAUGCAGAGAAUGAAAAGGAGGGGGCCAAGCACCGAACCCUGGGAGACACCCUGAGACAGGGGAGCAGUGGAGGAGGAGCAGUUGGAUUAACUGAUGUCUAUUGGAGAGGUAUGAUUUGAACCAGGACAGAGCAAUGCCAGUGAUGUUGAGAGAAGAUUUAAGAUGGGAAAGUAGGAUGGAGGGGUUCAUGGUGUCAAAAGAGGCAGUUAGGCAGAGUAUCAUAAGCAUGUUGAGAUGGCCAUUAGUUAUUUUUACAGGGCGAUUUUGGUGCUGUGUAGGGGGUGGAAAUAUCUAGCUGUAAACCAGUGGCGAUUGCUCUAAGACUGCAAGGGAAGCUCAGCUUCCCUUAAAAUGUCACCUCCCCAAAAAAAAGAAAAAGUGGUGAAAUACGUACUGCUGUGUGUACAUUUCAUUACCUAAAUACGCGCUAGAAAGCCUUCAUCUUUUGUUCAGAAUCAGCUUCUUAUCACACUGUGAUAAGAAGCUGAUAAUCACAGGUCUAAACUUCGUUCGCAUUCAUCCUCGCAGCGCCUCAGCGCUUCACACAGCCGGACGCUCAGCGUCUGCUGACUUCAAUGUGGAAGCUCAAAAUGGGUUGUUCCAGCAGCGAAACUAGACUCUCAUUGGAUAAAUGCUGGGAUUUGUCCCGCCCAUCGGACACUCAGCGUCUCUGGAGUUCUAUGACAAGAGGGCGGUCCCAACUUUCUCGCGGACGCUGAGCUUCUGCAUCCAUGAUUGGAUGAGCUGUCUGAGGCGAAAUCCUUUUUUGAUUGACAGCUAAACAAGCGAAUCAGCGAUCUUGAAGAAUAAAACAUCUACCAGAGCAUUUUCCAAGUUAUUCAUUCCGUUGUUCUUAACUGCUCCUGAGACUUUACCGAUCCUCAGCGACUUUUGUCUUUGUUAAAAACGACUGCCGUUGUGUUUGGCGACCCUGUUCUGUUACAUACAAAUAAACAAACACAAUUAUGAUGUAGGCCAGAAAAAUGAGCUUCCCCUCCUUGAAAGACCAGCAGCUGCCACUGCUGUAAACCUUUUUUGGUGAAACUCCUGUGUUUUACCCAUUAUUCAUGAACUCAUUUGCAAUAAAGGUUAAUUAAAGUUUCCCCCAUGCUUAAUUUCUCUGAAAAGAGACCCCUGACACAUGAGGACACAGCUCAUGAACAAAUGAAACCUAGGAAAAUAUUUUCCAGGUAUAUAAAGAGCGUGUUCCAACUGUAGGGGGGAUCACACUCUUCAGCCUACACGGGAAAGCUUACACCGAGGUGCUGGAAAAGAGGGUCUGAUCGAUAGUUAACCCUCAGAUGGAGAAGAAACAAUACGGCUUUCGUCACGGCCACGGAACUACGGAUCAACUCUUCACCCUCGCUCGGGUUCUUGAGGGGAGAUGGGAGUUUGCCCAACCAGUCCAUAUGUGUUUUGAGGACUUGGAGAAGGCCUAUGACCAUGUCCCUAGGGGAAUCCUGUGGGGGGUGCUCGGGGAUUAUGGGGUGGAUGGUUCCUUAUCAAGUGCCGUCCAAUCCCUUUACCAAAGGAGCACGAGCUUGGUCCGUGUAGCGGGAUUAAAGACAGUCGUUUCCAGUGAGAGUUGGACUCCGCCAGGGCUGCCCAUUGUCACCGGUUCUGUUCAUAACCUUUAUGGACAGAAUUUCUAGGCGCAGCCGGGGGGUGGAGGGUGUCCAGUUCGGCAGGCAGAGGACUGCGUCGCUGCUUUUUGCAGAUGAUGUGGUUCUUCUAGCUUUGUCGAGCAGUGACCUUCAGCUCUUGCUGAGGCAGUUCGCGGCUGAGUGUGAAGCGGCUCGGAUGCGCAUCAGCACCUCCAAGUCCAGGGCCAUAGUCCUUAGUCGGAAAAAGGUAGAUUGCCUUCUCCAGGUUGGAGGGGAGGUCCUGCCUCAAGUGAAGGAGUUCAAGUAUCUCAGGAUCUUGUUCACGAGUGAGAGUAGGAUGGAGCGAGAGAUUGACAGGUUGAUCGGAGCGGCGUCAGCAGUAGUUGCUUAACUGAUCUGUCAUUGUGAAGAAGGAGCUAAGCUGUAAGGCAGGACUCUUGAUUUACCAGUCGGUCUACGUACCUAUCCUCAUCUAUGGCCAUGAACUGUGGGUAAUGACCAAAAGAACAAGAUCGUGGAUACAAGCGGCCGAAAUGGGUUUCCUUCGCAGGGUGGCUGGGCUCAGCCUUAGAGAUAGGUAAGUAGCUCAGACACUCGGGAGGCGCUCAGAGUAAAACCGCUGCUCCUCCAUGUUAAGAGGAGUCAGCUGAGGUGGCUCGGGCAUCUGGUUAGGAUGCCUUCUGGAUGCCUCCUGUUAGAGGUGUUCCAGACAUGUCCCACUGGGGAGGAGACCUCGUGGCCCGCCCAGGACCAGGUGGAGGGAUUAUAUCUCUCACCUGGCCUGGGAGCGCCUUGGAAUCCCCCCGAAUGAGCUGGUGGAAGUGGCUGGGGUGAGGGCUGUCGGGGCUUCCCUCCUGAAGCUGCUGCCCCCGUGACCGCGAAAGUGACGAGGAUAUAAGAUGAUCAAAACAGAAAGAAACAGAAUGAAACAAACUCGGAGACACGCAUUUUAUUGAUGUAGUCAUUUAGCUUGUUCCACUAAACACAGCUUUGCUAUAGUGUGCAAAGAGGAAUAAUUGCCUUAAGUUUUGCAUAACAACCAAAUCGGAUCAGCCAUUAAAAGGUUCAAGGCAUCCCUAGUUUUCCUGUUUGGGUAUUUUAAAAGGACUAGAGCUUGAAUCAAACAAUGUAAAACAAAACUAACUGAAACUACUGUAACCUAAACCAAACACAACCUUCUUAGGCUUAAAUUCUGAUGUGUAAGCAGUUUGUUUGAAACAUCUAAAACGCAAAUAAUCUCAACCCUAAUCAGAGCAGGUCUUGGAAAGUUAAGGAGAUGUAGCGAUUUGAAUUUAUAAUAAAUGCCUGAAGAUUAAUAUUUGAUAAUUAAUUUAUGACAUUAAUGCACUUGUUGAAAGGGGCACCACUCACCUUUAAUGGUGGAAAAUUAAAGAAAAACAAAAGUUUAAUUCAGAACUCAAACAUUAAGUUAAUCUUAAAUUAAUCAAUCUCAUAUCUCAAGCCGAAAUUCUCAUUUCAGGAACUCCACUUCUGGAAGAACACUAACAGACAAGAACUUAGAAAAAUAAAUGAUCUGUUUAUUACAGGAUAAAUGAUAGAACAACAUCUUUGCAAUAAAUGAGGAUAAGAUGAAUAUAGAUAAUAACAGAUGAAUGAAAGAUUCUGAGUCAGGCUAAGACUACUAAAGUUAAUGAAAGUGAGUUAAUAUGCGCUAACAUAUUAACCUACAUUAACUUUGGUGCAAAGAUAAAUUUGGAUGCGGUUAUCUGAAUCGAAUGCAUGAGACAGCAUCAGUCCUGUUUGGAGCUCUGGAGGUUUGCAUACUUAAGUGAGGCUGGUCCUUGGAGUAGAUGGAACAGGUUUGGAAGGUCCAGGCUUCCGGUUCGAGAGGUUCAGCUCUGAAGAGGACCAAAGUCAGACGAAGGACAGGCUGGGAGUCACAGCACACAGGCCUGAAUGCAAAAACCAAUGCCUUAUGGAUCCUUUUGAAUGCUCCUUUGGCUCACUGCAACACUCUGGCUAAGAGGAUGACUUUGGGCCUGCUGGGUGGCUUCAGAGGUGACUUGGCAAUCACGCAGAAAAUUCAAAAAUGGCUUUGCGAAAUUAAAGAAAAAUCAAUUAAAGGCUUAAUCUUGAAUUGCUAUGUAAACAAAAAGUUAAACUUUCACAGCUUGAACUCAGAUGAUGGUAAAGAAAAAUCAACGUGAAUGAACACGUGGCGGAAAACUUAAAAGACUUAAAAAAAAAAAUUAAGACAAAGAGAAAACAAGCUAAGAAAAAAAGGACAAAAGAGGGAAAAACAAGAGAGGAUGUAGGAGAGCAAGAGCACCCCAGCUUUACUGGUUUUAUACUCUUCAGACUGGGAGUGUCGACACUGUGUGCACAAUUAUUAGGCAAGUUGUAUUUUUGAGGAUAAAUUUUAUUUUUGAACAACUCCAGUGCUCUCGGUCAAUCCAAAAUGUUAAUAAACCUCAAACCUGAAUAUUUAAGGGAGUAAAAGUGAGAUUUUGGCUUCUUUAGGAGAAUAUCUAUGUGUGCACAAUUAUUGGGGGCAGCUAUUAGUGUGCAGAAUUAUUAUGCAACUAAAUUAAAAAUGACAAACUUUCCAUCUCACUUGUUUAUUUUCACUUGUUAAAGUGAGAAUGAUAAACAAACAACUCAAUUUACAAAUAAAAAUUGUUGAAAUUUAAAAAAAAAAAAAUCAGUGACCAAUGUAACUACCCUUCUUUUCAAUAACAGUCAUAAGCCUUCCAUUCAUGGAGUCUUUCAGUUUCUUGAUCUGUUGACGAUCGACUUUUUGUGUUGCAGUAACCAAAGCCUUCCAGACACUGUUCCAGACACUGUUCAGAGAGGUGUACUGUCUUCCUUCACUGUAAAUUUCCUGUUUAAGAGGGGCCCACAAGUUCUCAACAGGGUUUAGGUCAGGUGAAGAAGGAGGCCAUGUCAUUAUUCUUUCGUUUUUAAGGCCUUUACUGGCGAGCCACAUAGUGGAGUACUUUGUUGCAUGCAAUGGAGCAUUGUCCUGCAUAAAAAUCAUAGUUUUCUUGAAAGAUGCAGACUUUUGCCUCUACCACUGCUUGAAGAAAGUGUCUUCUAAAAACUGGCACUAGGUUUGGGAGUUGAUUUUAAGUCCAUCUUUAACCCAAAAGGUCCAGCUAGCUCAUCUUUAAUAAUACCAGCCCAUACCAGUACCCCGCCUCCACCUUGCUGGUGUCUGAUUUGAAGUGGAGCUCUGUGCCCAUUACUGAUCCAGCCACGGGUCCAUCCAUCUGGUCCGUCAAGAGUCACUCUCAUCCCAUCAGUCCAUAAAACCUUUGAAAAAUCUCUCUUCAGAUAUUUCUUGGCCCAGUCUUGACGUUUCAACUUGUGUCUUGUUCAGUGGUGGUCAGAUUUCAGCCUUCCUUACCUUGGCCAUGUCUCUGAGCACUGAACACCUUGUACUUCUGGGCACUCCAGGUAGGUUGCAGUUCUGGAAUAUGACAGCACCGGAGGAUAAGAGGUUCCUGGUACCUUUACGUUUGAGUCUUCUCAAAUCUUUGGCAGUUAAUUUGCGUCUUUUUUUCUUAACACGUUUCUUGCGACCCUGUUGACUAUUUGCAUCAAAAUGUUUGCUGGUUCUGUGAUCACACCCAAAUAUCUAAGCAAUUUCAAGAGUGCUGCAUCCCUCUGAAAGACUUUUUAAAUUUUUUGACUUUUCAGAGUCACUUAAAUCUCUUUUUUGGCCCAUUUUACCUGAGGAAAAGAAGCUGCCUAAUAAUUAUGCACACCUUGAUAUAGGGUUUUGAUCUCCUUAGGCCCCAGCCUCCCUCAUUACACUAAUACACAUUACCUGAUAUGCUUAUAUCCAAUACACAUUCAAGUUUAUAAAGCUUAGAGUUGGAAAAUAUGCAUAAAAAUGAUGAUAUGAUCAAAAUACUCACUUGCCUAAUAAUUGUGCACACAGUGUAUAGGGUGUGAGGAGAGAAAGGAGGGGGUCCUGAUCUCCAGCUGCAGCUUUCUGAGAGGAGACUUUCAGGAGCCCUGAUUGUUUGAUCCAACUUAUACUUUUGGUUAGUAAAGGAGUCAGAUCAAAUAUUCACUCAGUAUGAUUAAUGUUAUUGAUUGCUUGGUUCAUAAUAAAGGAUUUGAUGCUGAACACAGAUAAAUAAUUGUAGAAUCAUAUUAACAAACAUUCUCAUUAUGCUUUGAGUAUCACUUUUCAAAGAACAUUGAUCAUGUUAAAUUACUCUGAAAUGAAACGGAUAGUAACACAAAUGAACUGUGAAUAACACAAGGGUAAACACAUGUAAAUGAACUUCAUAACAACUCAUAAUGGAUUCUACAAACCAACAUUCAGAUUAUUAACUAACAGUAUAACAACCUAAGGGUUAACAAUGCUAAACAAAUGAUUAAGAGAUAAACUAAACAUUUCUACACUACUCCUUCUAGAAUAGGGUUAUAAUUGAAACAUAAUAACUUAAGCUCUUCAAAAUUCAUGAAACAGUUUGAAAAGCUGUUGAUUUCAAGGAACUUUAGGACUGAAGGAUUUAACCUGUCAGUGUGAGAUAUUGGCUUGUGAACAUGACACACAAUGGGACAAAGACUGUUUUACUGCACAUGUUGAGUACUGACAGAAAAUCAUGGUAUAGUGUCCAUCCAACCUGUAAUUGGACUAGUUGUAGUUAUUCUCUUUGGAUUGUACUCAUGCAUGUAAAAAGAAAAAUGUUCUAUAUAGAAAAUUUUUAAAACUAAAAACUAAAGAAGCUGAAAAUAAAUAUAAGUAAUAUAAAAAUAAGUUAACGAGUAUUAUGAGACUAAAUAAAAAGGAGUACUAUCAUAAACUGUUGAAUCAAAACAAAAGUAACACCCUAGGUAUAUGGAAGGUAUUAAACAGCAUAAUAAAAAAGGGUGAUGCUAGAGUAGAGAUACCAAAUUACUUUGUCAAGGAAAAUAAUAUGAUAAUAAAUAAAAAUAUAGAUAUAGCUAAUGAAUUUAAUGACUAUUUUGUAAAUGUAGGAAAUAAUCUAGCAAAUGAAAUAAUGGAGCAGAAAAAUGGGACAGAAACUCGUGAAAUAGGAGAAACCAUGCAAAAUAAUACCCAUUCGAUAUUCCUUAGGAAUGUUAAGGAAAAAGAAAUUAUUGAUAUUGUGAAAAAAUGCAAGAACAAAAAGUCCAUUGACUGGCUGGGCAUAGAUAUGACACUAGUAAAAAAUAUUGUACACUGUAUUGUGAAACCACUGACUUAUAUUUUUAACCAAUCCCUUCAAACAGGUAUAUUCCCCAACAGCAUGAAAACUGCAAAAGUUAUCCCAAUAUAUAAAAAUGGGGAUAGACAUUUAUUUACAAAUUACAGACCCAUUUCCCUGCUCCCGCAGUUCUCAAAAAUUCUAGAAAAAGUAUUUGUCCAUCAACUCGAUAACUUCAUUGAAAAACACAACAUUUUGUGUGAUCAACAGUAUGGCUUCAGAACUAAUCGUUCCACCUCAAUGGCAGUGAUGAGUUUAAUGGAACAGAUUUCCACCGCCAUAAAUAACAAGGAAUUUACAGCCUGUGUGUUCAUUGACCUUAAGAAGGCUUUCGACACUAUUCAUCACGAACAAUUACUUAGGAAAGUGGAAUAUUAUGGUAUUAGAGGUGUAGCACAUUCCUGGUUAAAAAGCUAUCUUGAAGACAGGUAUCAGUAUGUACAAAUCAACAAUGAUAAAUCUAAUAUACAAAAAGUAAAGUGUGGAGUUCCCCAAGGAUCUGUUUUAGGUCCAAAACUCUUCAUUUUAUACAUAAACGAUAUCUGUAACGUGUCAAACCUUUUAAAAUAUGUGCUGUUUGUGGAUGAUACAAACUUAUUUUGCCAUGGGAAAAAAUUGGAGGAGCUUUUGAACACAAUGGAAGGAGAACUGAACAAACUUAAUACUUGGUUUGAUAUAAAUAAAUUAUCCUUGACUCUAAAUAAAACGAAACUUAUGAUAUUUAGAAACCAAAAAAAAGAUAAUGAAAUCACCUUAAAGAUAAAUAAUUUACCAAUUGAAAGAGUAUAAGAAUAUAAAUUCCUUGGAGUGCGUAUUGAUCAUAAACUAAGCUGGAAAUCUCACAUAAAACUUGUUAAAAGGAAAAUGUCUAAAACCAUAGCUAUAUUAUAUAGAUUGAAAGAAAUAUUGAAUCAAAACUCUAUAUUUAUUGUAUUGCUCCCUUAUAGUCCCAUACAUGACUUACUGUAUGGAGAUAUGGGGAAACACAUAUAGAUCCAACGUUAAUCCAAUCUUUACUUUACAUAAAAGAGUCAUACGAAUAAUCAGAAGAGCAGAGUAUCGGGAGCCUACCAACACCCUAUUUAUAAAUCUGAACACACUAAAAUUCUGGGAUACAGUCCAUCUUCAAACCUUACUGAUUUUGUUCAAAGAUCUCCUUCCUUCCUGUAUUCAGAGGUUGUUCCAAAACAAAGAGAACAAGUAUGAACUUAUGAAGUUCAGAUGAAAAUACCACUGAGCGGGGUCCAGCGGACACGAAAAUAGAGCCCUUGGUUUACACCAUCUUGUCUCCGGUGAGCAGAUGUAGGCCUUACAUUCUUUUGGGGGGUUGGGAUGUGAAGGUGGUCGGCUCCGUUACAGAUGAAAUUUUGUCAACUGUAAAUUUCCAAUAUUUAUUUUAAUUUUUUUUUUUUUGGGGGGGCUGUUUGUAAUCAUACAUGGCUUUAAAGAUUAUAGAGCACCCCUUUAUUUGACACAGCAAAAUAUGAAUGCUCUCUACAGUCUAUUAAAAUGAUAUUUGAAAGAUUGUCGGGAAGGUUAUCAUCAGAACAAAAGGACAGGGGGUGUGAGCGGGAUAAUAAGGAGUGGAGAGCUCUUCUAGUGCUAACAAGCCUUUGAGACUUUGGCUUUGGUCACUCUCCCUCUUCUCUAGUCGACACAGACACUCAAACAAGAUGACAAGAUAUUCAAGAGCUGAGACUAUUAAGAUCCAUUCCCAUCAUAGACACAGCUCUCUUUUCCUUGUGUCUUUAAUCACACAGGUUCUGGCUCUUUUUCUGUCUCUCUGUGAUACAGUUGUAAGGGGACAGCUAGCAUGUGUCCUGAUUUUACCUGGAUGCUUUUGAUGAAGCUCUAUCAUCUGUCUCCUUGAUUGCCACUCUUACCAACGUAAAAAGCUGGAAAGGAGUAAUGUUUUAAUCCUCUUUAAUAUCUCUCUUCCAUUCUUUGAAUCAAUCAAACAACUUUACUAAUCCCACAUGGGACAGGAGCUUUUAUGUAUCACUGGAAAGAGCCUGGCAGAAGAAUAAAUUCUUAUCACUGAAUAGAGAGAUGAAUAACAAACUUGGUAGCUCAAAUGAAAGGAUGAACAAUCAGCCAACUUGGUUCUGUGGUGUUCCACAGGGUUCAAUCCAAGGUCCGGUUUUGUUUUCAGCAAAGUUACAAAAUGGUGUAUUAUUCUCUAUCGCUGUGCUGACGAUAUUCAAUUGUACAUCCCAAAAUUCACCUCCAACCCCAGUAGCCAUGAUUUUAAGGUCUGUCUUAUUCUAGAUCACUGUUGAACCAAAGUUUUUAGUCCCCCCCCCCCCCCCGUUCAAAGCUGAAACCUGCUACAGAGUCCUCAAACUAUUCCAGGUUGUCCCAAAGGUUUAUGCCCAACACUUUAAGGACCUGAUCUACUAAAGGUUUGCGUACAAAAGCACAUGCAAAGUUGAUAGUACGCGCAAAGCUGUUCUACUUAACUGGUGCAUCUGUCAAAUUGGCAUAACAGCAGGCACAAUCAAUUUAGUGUGUUUGCUGUCAUAAAUAUGCAGAAUGUAUGCCGAUCAUCAGAACACGCAAAAUACUGUUAGGAGGAGAUGCAAAUGUACUAAUUGCGGUCGCUGUUUUUGCAUCUAUAGUCAUUGUGAUGAGAAGAGGGCAAAGGUGCAAUGACAGAUGACGGAGAGAGGGAGUGUCAACAUAUUUGGACUGUCAGAAAUAGAAAUACUAGAGACAUAUUGUCUAUCCAACAAUGCCCUUUUGAGGCUGCAUGAUGACCUAAGGGUUGCAAAUAAAACCAGUCCCCCAUUGGUUUUAUUUGCAGAGGUUUUAUUAGGGGUUUUUCCUUUGUUCUUCUGUGGAUAUCUUGCUGUCUUUUUUUGUCUAAUCCCAGAUCAUCUGGUUUUGCCCACAGUAGUCCCCUUUUUCAGAUUGCCUCACAAAUUGUGUUUCUUCUGACAACGCUAAGAUGUCUCAGCUGGAGUUUACCAAUGUGUUUAUUUGCCUCCUCCUUCUAGACCUCCAACUCCAGGGCUUUAAACUUCAUUUUUCGUUUAUGGCCACUCUGCUCUCCCAAACUCUCCAUGGUGACAGCACAUGCAAAAUCCUCAUUCUGAAGGGCAGGCCACACCACUUUUUCACCUGUUAUCAAUUGUGCACGCAAUCAUAGUAGAUCACCCGCAACAUGCCCACUAAUAGCACAUGCAGUUUUUUAGUUUGCACACACAGUUUAGCACUCCUUAUUUGGGAUCUUAGUAGAUCAGACCCAUAGUGUGUUUAGCAUGUUGGCACUUUGCUUUAAAGCUACUGUCAGAAGUCUGUUGCUGAUUAUUAUGAGAGUGGAAACUGAUAUUGAUGCUUCUUUACGACCAACAAAAUAUGUCAGACCAUCAGUGACAAGACUGAUUAUUUCUUAACAGUCAUUUGUGAUGUCUUAAACCGCUGUUCGACGCCUCAGUUAACUGCAUGCUGCUAAAACCCAGUAUUGCUUUAUCAGGUUCAUCUUGCUGGAGAAACCAUUGUCUUUAAUCCUGUGGUAACUUGAAGACAGUAUGUUGUAUCUCAGGUUGUGUUUUUUUUCUGUUUAUGUUAUUUUAAUACGUUGUUUCUACCUUUUUUUCUUUGCAGCGUUCUGGUCCUUCAUGUGGUUUGUGGGUUUCUGUUUUCUGGCGAACCAGUGGCAGGUAACCAAUCAUGAAGACAACCCCCUAAGGGAGGGGGGAGACGCUGCUCGGGCAGCCAUAACCUUCUCCUUCUUUUCUAUCUUCACCUGGGUAAGAGUCUCAGCCACACGAAGACUCCUAAUGCUUCACAUUUGAGUCCAUCCUUUUGUAUGUAUGCAUGUGGACUCAUACUUGUGUGGGUGUUGUUUCUGCAGGGUGCUCAGACUCUCCUCUCUAUGGAGAAGUUAAAGAAUUUGUCAUUUGAAGAGGAGUACACCAAGCUGUUCCCCCCUCAGCCAAAUUAACCUUUUGUCUGACUCAGCUCUCUCUUCUCUUUCUUGCUGCAUUAACACUCCACAGCUCGUCCACACAUGCACAGACUCCUGUGGCUGCACUUCUUUAAGGGCACCUGGGGUAACAUGAUAACCCUUAAAGCAUGUUGUAGAAAUUCAGUGGAGAGAAGAGCAGCUGUAAACACCAUCAGUGUUGUCAGUAAAAAGUUGCUUUAUGUUUUGUGGUUAAAUAACUCUUGACCCAUGAACAUUACGAUGAUAAUAUAUGUACAGGUGGGCUGAUUUAAGUGCUGAUCAAUAUGCAUGACUCAGAUUACUGCCCUUUAACACCAACUAAAGAUCCUGUUAUCUGUUUUGAAUUGAAAGCCCCCCACCCACUUUUACUGUUAAAUGUUAACCAAAAAUACACCAACACUAAUGAUGCAAAACUUUUUUUUUUUUAUGUAGUUCAUUCUGUUUUAGAGAAAUCAAGUAGAGGCUGUACCUUCACAAGCCCUUAAAUGAGUGCAGACCCACUGCGCAGAGUUAUCAGUGACAUGAAAGUUUACGUGGCAGUUGGUGCUUUGUCUUUUUUGCUGGUUAGAGUUCCUCAAGUGAUAUUUUUAUAUAUCUUGUUUAUAAAAUUUCUCAGAGUGUGUUGCACAAAAUUACGAAGUUUUUGUUUUAUAGAUUUGUGGUGAACAGACAUUCAGAGCCUUCUCUUUAUUUUUCCUGACUAAACUCUCUGACUUGGGAAAUGUACUUGUCACUUAAUGGUGUAACUUGAAUGUGUAGGUGUAAUGAUACUAAACAUGAGACAGCAGCAAAUGAGCUUCAUGGAAACAGCCAUCUUAGCUGUUGUUUGGAGGUAAGAAAAGUGCAUCUAUCUGUGCCUCAAAAUAGAAACAAAAUUUAGUCUGCAGCUUUCAAUUUUGCAACAAUAAUGGGGCGCUCACACCAAGUGCGACUAAAAUCUUCUACUCGCUUAAUUUGCGCGGAUAUAGACACAUUAAUGAAUAGUAUUUAUUCGCUUCAUUUGCACAUGAACGGUCAUUUCAAUGGUAAUUCCUGCCAAUUCAACCGGCGGGAUCAAGUGAUAGACAAAGGUUUAUAACAACUUACCAGGUAAUCCGACCUCCUCACUCACUUUCCUCCAGCUGAGCUCCUUUUUAUUUCAGUUUUUGUAAUUGAAAGAAAAGUUAUCAAAUAAUUCGGGAUACCCUCACACCGACAUGAUCAGUUUGUCCUCCAUUUUAGAAAUCAGUGAACAAAUGUCCGUUUUCAUACGUCACCUGGCAAUCUUUGUGCUGAUUAGUUAUCGCAACACGAAUAACUGCUCAAGUUGAGACAUUUUCAGCUCCCGCCCAAUUUGCGUCAUUCGCGCCGCCAGAGUAGUAAGAGUGUCUAAUUGCAUCUUUACAUUGACUUAACAUGUAAUUCAUUCGCGCGAAUGAUUUUACUUGCGCUCGGUGUGUGGAGACAGUAAGAGAUAAGGGAGAAAAAGGCUGAAUGAUGCAAAAGCAAUACAGUAAUACAUAAAGAUGUAGCAAACUAGACAAGUGCAAAUGUCCUUCUGUCCAAAAAUAAAAGCAUCUGUGAAAGGUCACACAUAAGCUAAGGCUGUUGCACAAUUAUUUGUAGAAUCUUAAUACUUAAUUGUGAUAAAUUGCAUUUUUUUAAAUCAUGUUUUUUAAAGUUCCAUUCCUUUGCAUUUAAAAACACAUUUAAAAAUCCAGAUUUGGAAAUCAAAUGAAAGAGGUGAAAUUAAGCUCAUCACCACAGCUGUACCACUUGGUAGUCAAAUUCAUGACUUUAGGGUAGUAAAUACAGUGUUUAAUUUUAUGUAUUUAUGUGAUUGAGGAUAACACUAAAUAAAAGAGACAUACAAGAAUACGUGCACAAAAUAACCAGUCAUUGUCGGUAUGGUGUGCUCCAAGUCUGAGAUAACCCUGACCAAACACUGACGUCCAGUGAUCUGCAGCUGAUGUGACAGCACGGCUGCUUUCUCUGAUUCUUUGAUCUACUAGUCUAAAGUGACUUGCAUGCAGCUUGCACACUUAGCUGCACUUGCAUGCUUAGCUAAAAGGUUGCAUCUCAGACGCAGGGGAUGUCAAUUUGGGGCCUAACAAAGCUCACGCUGACAGUCCUGGUACAACCACAUCACAUCUUUGUUGCCAGCAUGUCUUCCGAUUUGAAUGAGCAAAGUUAUAUGUCAUUAAAAAAACUAUUACAGUGUAACUAGGUGAAUUUGAAUAAUGUAUGACUGACCAGAUUAACUUACUUCCCUUCCAUAAGGCUUUAUGCUAAACUGAGCUAACAGACCCCAGGUUGAAGGCACAAGUAUUAACAUCUUCAUUUUGAAAAAGAAAGUUCCCAGAAGAUGAAAAGUAGAUUUCCCAACUCUGAAGUGAGUUUUUAGUGCAGCUGCUCCUUGAACUUCUCCACCCAACUCUGCUUUCCUCUAUCAAACUUUUUUACGAGGUUUAUUCCGUAGGUUUGUUGCUUUAACUGCUCUUUAAGAUUGAUUUUGUUAUUUAAGUGAGACAGUUUUAAGAUGCUCAAAUUGAAACAUCAAACUGUUUUAUUGCAUAUUCAUAAGAUUUUAUGACGUGUAAUUGCGCAUGUUAUUGGCUAAUAAAUAACUUUUAUUGCAUAGCUGCUUUUCCACAAUGAUCCACAUACUAAUUAACAAAAUGAAGACAUUUUUAGGGUUUUUUAUUCUAUUUUUUCAAAUGAUCUGAUGAUUAUGCAAUCAACCAUCCAAAUAAAUGAUUUAAUAGAACCAGGACAUAGUUUUACGUCAGACUGAAAAGAAACUUCUCACCUGAUUUCAACCUCUGACUGAGAGUGAACUAUGCCUCAUGGAAAUUUCCAUCACUAAUAGCCUGAGGCUUUUCGACUUCUCCUGUGCUUUUCUUUCCACUCUGGUAUUGAUACAGCUCUAAAUAUCGCCUGAGCUAAGAUUUGUGUUCUUUGACAGUGCAGGACCUCGGCUGUUGAAUAAUGCACACAGACACACUUUAAUUGCCUGGUCCAAGUCCUCUGUGUACCGGAGUGGCAUUGAGCUGGUGUUUCUCAUUAUGGACUGAACAUUGAAUAACUAGCCCCCUUUUGCUCUGCUGGCUGUACAACUAACUUGUUCUAACAGACUGAAUGACUCAGUCUCUGUUUCUAAUCGAGCUUCACAAGCUUUCCAAGCUGACUAAUCAAUGUUUCUUUCUCUCUGUGUCCCAAAACCUCUUCUCUAACGCCACUGCAUCUCUGCUUCACUAUCAAUCCAUUACUCCACAUCCAUUUGCUUUUUUACCAUCUCCACACCAAAGGCGGGUCAGUCCUUCCUGGGCUUCCAGAAGUACAAACUGGGAGCCGACUCAGCCCUCUUCUCCCAGGACUACACAGACCCCAGCCAGGAUGUAGCCGGAGCCCCUUACACCUCCUUUGGAGGGGAGGACGUAGAGAGCCCUGAAGGAGGAGGCCAGACCAAGAGCGACGGGGCCUUUGAUGGUAGUGGCGGCUACCAGCGUCAGGAUUAUUGAGUUAUUGGAAGGAUUCUGCAGGUCAAAGUUGCCCAUAGUUUCCAGUUUAGACUGGGGGGUAAGUUUCAGUAACGCUAAAAAGCACUGGGCACAUAGUUACAGCACUGUCACACAGCAUACCAAUGAGUUGUAGUGACCCACAGAUGAGUGUAAGAUCUGCCAAGGCUGAAGAUCAGGUGUGUAAAUUUGGGGAUCUUUUUUUAAUGUCUGCGAAAUUCCUGGAAAAUUACAGUGGUAGCUUUCCAACCAAAUCCCAGUCCACAAAGUUCCUCCUGUGUACCCAUCAGUUUUCUACAGGACAAACAAAAAGCUGCCUCUGACGCAGGAUGUUUUGGUACUGCGUUUAUUUUUUUUUUUACAAUGAUUAUGUCUCACAUUUUAAUAUUAAGUGUACAAAAAUGAACAGAUGACAUUCAAAACUGCUAAGGGUGCCAGUCAGUAACUAAUGUAUUUUCCAAAGUAGUUAAAUAAAAGUUUUCAGAACCACCUGUAUAUAAAAAAAAAUAAAUAAAUACUUACUCCCUGCCUUUUCAAGUACAUACAUGGAAUACCAAAGCCUGUGGCUGGGAGAGCACCCCUCCCUACCAUUUAUGUGCAUGCAAAGGCAGGGAGAGCAUCAGUGAAGACUCCCAGGGUGUUGAGAAGAGCAGGCAUCUGGGACAAUAUAUAUGACACUGUUUACACCUAAGCCCAUUUUGCUAAUUGGAUGCGUAGAAGGUAAUUUACUGUCAGCUGAAAUUGGCAGCUUUCAUGAUCAGCUUGUGUACAGUGGGCUGAGCUUAAAUCUGUGGCCUACCUGGACUGGUACUGUAUUCAAUUGACCAAAGUGGAGUUGACUUUGAUCCAGUGCUUUUCAGUAUGUACAUGCAAUAUUCACACUACAUUAAGGAGAGGAGAAGUUUGAUUCAGUGUCUGUGACUUUCAAGUUAAAAAUCUGACUGAAUCUCAGAAAUUAUGGGCAACUUUUUCCCUUUUUGGAGGCAAGGGGAAUGACAAGAGUUUGGGAAAAGAUGUCAAUUAUCUGUGAGUUUUCAGGGAUACAAUAGCAAAGGGUUCAGGAAAUCCACAGGAGGAGAUUGUGGGAUUUCAUAAAGACAAUGAGUGUGGAUAGAAAGAUAAACAAAAACAGGGGCAGGAAGCUUCCAGAGAUCAUGGGUUUGCAGAAUUGGUCACCCAGUAGCAAAUUAAUGCUCGUGACCACUAUGCCUUCAUCUUCUGACAUCUGCAGUCAGUCAGCUAAACAGCUAAGAUCAGUGUUAAUUGAAACACACACACAGGUAACAGACACACAUACGAACACACACUCACAUGAUAUUGGUUUAACAUGGGCAACACAAGUUUUCUGCUGACUAAACUCCUCAGAGGUGCAUUACAGGACAAACAAGCAACAGUGGCAUAUCUGGCAACUAAUCCCCUCAGCUGUUACACAGGACUUUGUGUUUGAGUGUGAAUGUGUGUGUGCUGAAAGGUCCUUUGGGUUUUAAUGAAGCGUGGAUGUGGGACAGCGUGUGUUUUCUCGUUUCCCUGAAGAAGCCACUUUUUUCUUUACUCAAUUGUUGCCUUAGUGCUGACUGCCAAGUGAAAUCCAAUGAACACAGGGCGACACAAACCCAACAACAUCCACAGAAAUCCUCCUUCCUCUUUUAGCGUCUUUGGAGCAAAAGCAAGCAGAUUGUUUUUUGUUUUUUUUUCCUUGCUUUUGCUCCUAAGCAUGUUAAUAAACUGAACAAAAUAAGCAUCAACACACUGAUAGAGCAUCUCAAAUGACAGACAGAAAAACGACAGUUCUCUAUCAACCGGCCUUUACACACCAAAUUCUACACUGCAGACCUGCAGCUUUUUUCUUCUCAUUAUAUGUCAACAGGCAACCAUGAUCAUUCUGAGUAUUUAUGAACAUGCAUUUCUCCAUUUUUCUUAAAGAACAAAGUAUAUCUUUCUCUCUAUAAAUAUAUGUAAAUCUAUAAUUCAGUAUAUUAGAUUGUUUGAAAGAAAAAAUAUGCUUUAUUUUAGGGCAUUAUCCUAGUUCUGUAUAAAAAAGAAAAGACAUAAGAAAGAAGAUAUAUGUUCUGUUGAGUGUUAUCGUGUUAAGAUUUACGGAGAGGUCAUCCACACCUCCUUUCUGUUGCUUUCAGGGUAUGGAGAAGUUUUUAUUUUGGGAUAAUAAUACCAACUAUAAAAACAGCAACAAAAAUGUGACCAAAUUAUCAAAGUACAUAUGCAUAUACGUAUAUACUUUAUACUGUACCGUGUAACCGUAGAAAUGUGUGAUGUUCCUUUGUGAAAUCUGUUAAACUGCAAAGUCAGGUUUAAGAAAAGAUUGUCUCCAAAUGUAUGUUUUUGAUGUGUUUGAUUUUAACUGGUAAAAAUAAAGAAAUACUGCUAAGACACUGAUAUGAACAUGUGA